CUUGUAAAAUUAUUUUCAUUUUUGCUAAACAUUUUUUAUUAUUUGGUGUUUUCCCCUUUUUUUCUUUUUUCUUUUCUUGUCCCUAAACCCCUAUCUAAAUUUUAAAUACCUAUACUUCUUUGUAGACCUUCAUUGAUCAUGAGUAAAUUACUAUUCAUUCGUAAUAUUCGUGGUUUAGAUGAACCAUCACUGAGGCAGAUCAUCAAUAGUAAAAACUUGCCUUGUGGCACUAUAAUGUUCAAAUCAGGAGGAGCUUGUGCAACAGUAGAUUUUAUGGAACCUUCCACGGCCGAAUAUGCCUUGGCUGAACUUAAUGGUGAGUUAUUUUUGCAUUAGUACUCUGUUGUUAUAGUUCAGUAUAUCUAUUGAUUACUAGGUAAUUCCCUGUAUUACUAAUAUUUAAUAUAUAAUUACCUAUUACUAGGUACUAAUAUUAUCUACUAUAUAAUAUUCAUAUGUUUGUAUACAAUUCAUACAAUUCCUUUCAUUGAUUUCACUAGCUAGUGAUCAAUUUAAAUGUACUCAUUUAUCAAAAGUAAGCUAGCAUAUAUUUAAUAUAAUCCAAUAAUAUAAUUUGGUUUCCUAAAAAUACAACCUAGGUAAUUAUUUUUUAUGUUUGAUAUAUUCACCGGAAUAAAUUAUUUACAGGUAUGCAGCUUCAAGAUCAAACUCUCGUUGUUGAACCGUACAAUGGAUUGCACAGUCAAAUGGUGAAAAAAGCAAGGUAAUUCAUAGAAUAAUUUUUAACUAAUUUUAUGUCAAAGUUUCAUUUAAAUCAUGCUAUUUAAUAAUAGUGAUCAAAUUAUAUACAUAUUUAUAAUAUUCGACCGGUAUAGUCAGAGGUAUAGUUCAAUAUAGAUACCUAAUAUUCUCUUUAUAGUGCAUUAUAUUAUUAUUAUUUAUAAUAUUCAUUUAAUUCUAUAUAUUUUUGUUGAUUUAACUGUACAUAUGAAAGCAUUAUUACAUUAUUUAUGAAAGUAAUAAUAUAAUAUGACAUAUAUAGACAAAUUAUAUCUGGAUAGUCUAGUUAAAAUACCUAUGAAUACCUUAGUCUUAUGCAAGAUUUUAAAACUGCAUACUAAUAAUUAUUAUCAGUAUCAAUUCUGAUCACGUAUAUAUCUUUGAUGAGAUAAAUAUUGCUCAUAUUGUAAAUAAUAUGUUUACUAAAGUAUUAUUGGAAUUGUCCCUUAUUUAAGAUAAAAAAAAAUGAAGAGUUAAGAAAUAAUAAAAAAAAAUUGUAUUUUGUUUUAAGGUUUGUGUGUGUGUUCCAUUUAAACAAUUUUGUUUUAUUUUGAACAUUUUAUGUUUUUAUAAUACAUUUUCACAAGUAAAAUAAAUUACACUAGUUUUGAGUAUGUAUGCGAUAUAAGUGUUUAUUAAAAAAAAUUGUUUUAGUAUAUUAUAUCAUAAUUAAACAACUAGAUAUUAUAUAGUAUUCCAUAUAUACUAUAUGUAUACUACUCCAUGUAUACUAUGGCAGAUGCCAAGAAUAUGAUAAGUAAAAAUUAAUUCAUUCUAUGGGAUAUUACUCGCAUUAAAAUUUGGAAAAUUGUCUGUAAUUUGAAAAUUUGAAAAAUUGUCAUCUCAUAAUGAAUAAUAUGAUCAAACUGAUUAAAUUGCUGAAAUACAUAAUUAGUUAUUUAGCCGUAGGAUAUUAUAUACAUUUAUACCUAUAUCAUUUUGAAAUUAUACUCAAGUAUUAAUAUAAAUUGUUGAGUGUUAUGACUGAAAAAGGAUCUAUACUUUUUAAAAUUACUAUCCCUUUGGUUAAAAAAAAGUAUUUUGCAUAGUUAAUUAGCUACUGAGUAUUUUAAUUUUUGUGUCUAAUGUUGCCUGGUUAAAUUAAUCUUUUCAAUAAACAUUUUGUGGGUAAUAUUUUACAACAAAUAUCAAUGUACAUAAAUUUUAUGAACAAUCAACCAUUAAUAUGUCUUUGGUAAAUUAAUUUACUAAUAAAUUACCCUAUUUAUAGCUUAUAUAUAAUAUUAGGUUUUAUAUUAUUAUUACUAUCCUCAUAAUUUAUAUAAAUAAAGUAAAGAUUGUUUUAUAAUUAGUAUAUUGGGUUUAAUGAUAGAAAAUAUUCUAUGUGUUUAACAGAUUUAUAAAUUGUAUAAGAUAAUCUAUUCUUUCGUUUAUUUGUAAUUACUAUGAAAAUUAUAUUUGUUUACUUGGUGGUUUUGAAAUUUUUAGUUUUUAAGAUUAUACAAUUCCUGUUUACUUUAUCAAUUAUUUAAAUCUGUGGCAAUAAUACAAGUGAUCUCUGGAACUUCAAAAACUUAAAACUAAAUAGGAUGGAUAAUUGUAUCUUAAAUUGGAAUGGGAACUCCAAUCCUCUCCUCUCACUCCUUCCCACUUCAAUAUUUUGGUGUCUACAAUGUGUAAUAAAGAUAAAUAAGUAUUUUAUUAAGCUACCUUACAUAAAAAUUAUUAAUAAAACAAAAUAAUAUAAUCAAACAAUAUGUACUCAUGUAAUAUAUAGAAAUAAUAAAUCUUACAUUGGAUCAAAAAUAAAAUACAAAAACACCAUAUUGUAUAAUAGUUUUCAUACUCAAUGUUUAGUAUAAAUUUAACUACCAGAGGCCUAAAUUAGUAAAAAUGUAAAAUAUUUAUUUUUUUGUACUGUACGCUCAAUAUUAAAACAUAUUAUAUCGUCGCCCCCUCCCCCUUUAUCCUGCAACGGCAUCAUUUCAGAUUUUUAUGAAAGGUAGAUCAAUUAUUGAUAAAAAUAUCAACGAAAAAAUUGCUUGUAAUUAAUCUUAAUUUACAUUUACCUACCUUAAAGAUGUUAUUUUAGAUUUUUUCAGAGGGACUAUACUAAUAUAUUUAUUAUUAUUAUUUAAAUUAUCUAAAAAAAUUUUAAAAACACAUAAUUAUUACAAUCUACUCAUCAUGAAUACAGUGUGUCUCAUCAUGUUCGACGGAUUAUUUUUGCACUGUUAAUAUUACAUUUUUUUUUUUUCAAUCAGUUUGUAUUCGAGGAGGAAAUCGCUUUGAAGAUAAACCGAUAGGAAAAAAAUUAAAAAUUAAAAAAAAUUGAAUAUUAACUGCGUUAGAAAAAUCUAUUGAAUACGGUGGGACACACUGUAUAAUAAAUAUUAAUUACUCAUAUGAUCAGGUUUUAUUCAUUAUUUAAACAUUGAUAAAAAAAAUAUUUUUAAUAUAAUAUUCUGUGUCUUCGUCAUCUUUGAAAUAAUAUGUGACAAGGUCAUAAGGAUAACUUAUAAUUGUUUACGAGUGGAUUAUUUCAAUUAAUCAAUAAUCGACAAAAAAUUUUCGAUUUUCUUAUAUUAGAUUAAUCGAUUAUAAUCGAAAACUAUUAGAAUAAUCGAUUAUCGCGGAGAAAAAAAUAAUCGCGCAGUCCUAUUUACGAGUCAAAUUUUAAUAAAGAUAUAUUUUAGAAUUUUUUUCCUCCAAUAAUAAUUAUUAAAAGUAUGAAAAAUUGUGAAAUUAAAAACUAAUAUAAAUAAAUAUUCAUACUAUAGCUGCUAAACACAUUUUGAUUUCGUACUGCACGCCUAACAUUUCGUAUUACACAACGUGUAUUGUAGUACACACAGUUUUAGUCCCUGCCAUAUACUAUAACUCUGCUAGUUCUAUGGAGAAGAUCAAAUAACGAAAAAUAAAACUUUAUACAGAAAUAUCCAGAAUUUAAAGUAUUCUAUGUAGAUUAAAAAUUAUGUAAGACGCGUUUAUUAUUUUAAUACAUUUUAUCAACUUUCCAAUAUUGUUGUAAACAAUUUUUUUUUCCUUGAAUGAUACGGUUGCAUUUUUAUAUUGCUUUUUUCUUUGCUAGAAGAGCAGUACGUGUACGCUGACGGUUCAACAUCGCAAAUUUUCUUGUCUUUACGGGCCUUUCUUUCUGCCACAUUCUUCAACAUGCGCUUUGGCAUAUUAUUAUAGUUUUUGGGUAUUAGCGUACGAUUUUUGAUCGCCAACUGUUUUCGAACUGUUUUCGGCAACCAUACUUGGACUCACAAAUCGUGUAUGUCCGUUGCUGACUUUUCUCCACAAUCCGCUAACAUCGUCAAUCGGUCAUGUUUGUUUCGGUUUUACAAUACCGAACAGCCGAAUUCGCUUGACGUUACGCAAUGCCUAAAUGAUGGUACUGAUUACGGUUAGUUAGAUAUUCGAACAUUAUAUUUUAUGUUUUACGAGUGGCUUAAUGUGUUUUGCUUUUAAGCUAUUCAAUAUUUUUAUGUCUAGACUCUAUAUUAUAGAUAGUAGAAAUGAAACGCAUUGACAGUAAUUAUUAUUGACACGACGAUUUUAAAUAAUUUAGUGCUCGUAUUAGUAUUGUUUUUACUACUGAUUUUGAUUGAUCCUAAUUUGCUGACAAAUUAACCGGUUUUAUUAGAUAUUAAAAGUGUUCUCGAUUCUCCAACAUUAAUAUCAAAACUACUGUACAAAUUAUUCAAUUAUUAUACCUAGAUAUUCUUAUUAGAAGCGUCAAAGUGCGGAUUUGGGGGACGCCUGCAGGCUUCACUCGCUAACUAUUGAGUACUACUGUGUGAUCUUCUUAGUUUACCCUCCCCCCCCUCGUCAGUGGCGCCGAAUUCUGUGUUGAAGUUGAGCCUUGGCUUGACUUCUUUUAACUGCCCAAGAAUGGUUACCAAAACGAAUGUGUAAUUCAUAACAGAAAUAAAAACCUACACUUACCAUAAUUGUGGACAUGAAAUGGGUUGUGUUUGUUAUUGUGCCCACUCUAAAUUUUUUUCGCCUGAUUAAAUUUUACAUUUUUAGGGCUUAGGCGCCACUGCUCACCACCACGGGGAACCAAAAUAGCCGCUUAUUUAACCAAAAUCUCCAACUAGAUACUACUGCAAGGGAGAUAGUGUACUUAAUGUAAACCUAAACCUCGCUAAUUCGACCAGGCCUUAGUAUGAUAGAACAAAAAAAAAAAAUGUAACAAAUGUGACCACAAAGUUCGAAUUCGAAAAGGUUGUCAGCAAAUUGGGAAGACAACGUUACAAUCAAUUUUUGUUUUUUCAUUGUAAUUCAGUAAAAAUAAUCGUAAAUACCUGAAACUUUCACUGAAUACUAUUAUAUUAGCAAUUUCUAUGUGCGAUACAAAUUUCAAAACAUUCUUACGUUUUUGAGUUAUUUACAUCUAACUGUUUGACAUAUUCGAAUUUUUUUAUAGUCUUUAUUAUUAAUUUUCGGGAUACAAAUUAAAUUUCCCCAUGCACUAUAGCUAUCUUCCUAAUCUUUGUAUCGAAGAUACGAGGCCUACUCAUUUACUCGUCAUGCACGAGGAUAUUGGAUACUUUAAAAAAAAUAUAUGAUGAACGAGUACAAAAUAAAACCCAUAAGUGACUGUUUUACAAAAUUAUAAUACUGAUUUAUGUAUCAGGGAGAAUACAUUUAGGAGGCGGAACAUUUUUCAUAUCUCGUAUAUUUUUAAUUUUACCCCCUCCCUCCAAGAAUUUGUCCUAAGUUACGCUUAUGAUACCGACUAUAAUACCUAUCUAAUCUACGUUCACUCGUUUUUCUUUCUCGUAUGCGUGUACAUCACAGCGGUCCCUUUGUGAGAAAAUCACAUUCUCGUCACCGUUGUAGCACGUACCGUAUACCGUUGCAGUAUAGUAUACACUUGUAAUACACUAUAAGACGUACUACGCGGAACAUUUCUUGCGAUUCUCGUUCUCUUUUAAAAAUCCGAUAGCCGACCAUCGGACUAAAACGCGUAUUGGGCAACCGGAAAACGGACGUGUCAUCAUAAUAAUACAUACCUCAUGUUGCCGAAGGUGUGCUCGUGUGCGUAUACGCGUGGGUAGACGGUCGUGUUUAUAAAUUAUUCGGACGAAAUAGUGACGAGUGAUGAAGAAACCGGCCGGGUUGUACCCAUCAUCAUCAUCCGAUCUUCGUAUAUAUUAUUGUUUCCACGCGGCGCAUAACAUAUAUAUUAUUAUACACGUAUGGCACCUAAUUCUUUUAUCAUAUUUUUUUUUUCUUUUAUACUAUUAAAACGCUAUACAUAUAGUGUAUAAUAUAAUAUAUAUAUAUUGGUAAAUAAUCGCGGAGGGCCGUCACCACACCGCGACCGGCGGCGCGUCAUAUUUCUGUCGGUUGGGUUGCCAAACGUGACAAUGGAAUUUGUUGUGUGUGUGUGUGCGUGCGUGCGUGACGUGUGGGGGUUGUAAGACCGGCGCGCUAGGGGAUGAUGAUUCGUGUGCGUUUCGGUGGGGGGNGGGGGGGGGGGGGUGGGGGGGGGGGGGGGAGGCGAUGUGAGGAUUGGGCGGUGGCACAACCCUUCGGCGUCGGCCGGCGCGCGCGCGUUUAAUCCCCGCGUGGAGUUCCCCUCUUCCCACCCCGUCACGACGCAUACCACCCUGAAUACACGUCGCCGUGUUCCGCAUCUGCCUCGGCGACGCCGUCGCCAUCUUGUUUUUACACCCCAAUCGGACGCGCGCACGUAUAUAUACACUGCACCGGUGGCGGCGACGGUGGCAAACACUGCACGACGACCAUAGGGGAAAUGAAAUAAAAUUACACGUCGUUUUUCGCCCUCUCUGUCACGCGUGCGUGUGUGUGUGUGUACAUUCUUCCUGUAUAUAUGUACACACACAUGAACCGUAUACGUUUUUCAUUUUUUUCAUUUUUUUUUUUGUCUAUAUUUUUAGACCUCUAUUUCUCUCUCUUUCUCUCUCUCUCUCUAUAUAUAUAUAAGUAACGACGUAAAUACUUCUAAUGAAAAUUAUAUGUUUUGUCCGGAUGCGUUUACAAUUUUAAAUACACCAAUUUACGAAUAAUUCCGCGUAUACAGUUACUUAUAUAUUUUAUUUUAUUACUUUCAACAUCAGGAAUCUAAUAAUAAUACAUCGGAUUGGCUGUGUGUGAGAAUAUUCCCUCAAAGAUUUAAUAAUAAUAUUCUUUACGUAUUCUUUAUUGAGCCUAUGUACUAUGUUUGGGUGAAUAUACCAACUAUAUAAUAACUAUAAUACUAUUUAGUUAAAUUAGUUUAAGUACCUACAUAAUGAGUUUAUCUGAUUUUUAAACAGAGUUUAUUGCUGAUAACCGAUCUAUCGUGAUCAGUUAUCUAAUCAAUGCCGUUUAAAAAUCUACGUUUAUAUUGGUGAGAACAGCCCUUAAUCUAAUGCAGUAUACAAAUUUGUAUUAAUUACUUUGUCUUAGAAUUAAAUAGUAGCAAUACAAAUAUGUUAUGUAUAUUAACUGUAUUAUUCCAGUUAGAUAAAGUCAAAUGGCGAGGAAACAGUGGUAAUAUUUUAUAUUACUAAUGUAUUUUCAUUUAUAUUUCUGUAUAAGUUUGGUGUAGUAUUAUUUAUUAUAUAUAUAUAUAUAUAUAUAUUCAUCAAUAUAUUACUGUGGUUUUCAUAUGUAAAAUUUGUAUCCAUAGUUUUGAAAGUUUCAAUAAUAUACAAUACAUAAUGCAAUAUUAUAGUUUAUUGUAUUCAACUGAAAUUCGCUACUUACUUAUACUUUUGCCAGUAUUUUAUGAUCAUCUAGAUUUUGUUGUCUACAUUAUAUGAUAAGAUAAUUUAUUCUUAUAUGUAUAAUAUAAUACGUGAAUGCUCGUUAAGCGUUGACAUUUUUGGAAAAUUAUAAAUAAAUAGUUGCAGGCAUACUAGCGGUGUAGUAUUGCCACGCUCUUUUGAGUGAUGUUUUUAGUAAAUUGGCCAAGUCCCACCUAAUAUUUUUGCUUAUACUUAUUUAAAGACGGAAAAAAGUACUAUAAAUAUCAUUUACAUUACGCAGACUCGCCGUAACCCAAACUGUGUUUAUGCCAUUUUAACAGGGCCAACAAAUAAAAAAAAAAAAAUAAUAACCGUUUAUAUACCUAUGCCGGGUUGCAUAAAAACUGUUUUGUUAACUAUUGGUUCUAUCAUCUAUCUGUUCUGUAAAAUAACAGUUAUUGAACAGUUUACGUAGCAUACAAUUAUUUCAUUAUUUGUAUUUAUUAUCUAUGGUUAUAACUUACUCAGUUAUCAGUAUAAAUAUUUUAUCCAUAUCAAAUUAUAACGUGAUAAUUCAAUAUCAAGUCAUUAUAUUAUACAUUCUCGUAUUUUAUUCUUACAUUAUACAUUCUUCUUUACCUAUAUGUAUUAUUUUUAUUUAUUUAUUUUCUUUUUGUAUUUAAAAAUGGCAAAUCAUUAAUAUCUUCGAGGCGAUUUAGAGAUCGGUCAAAUCGCCUCGGCCUUGGCAGAAUAUGAAUAUCAAAUAACAUAUCAUCAGACUUAUCUGAUGAAGACGAGGAUGGUGUCAUUGACAUUUUUAAAACAAUAAAACAGUAACAAAUAACUAUUUACAACAGUAAAUAGUCGCAUAGAAUAAGAAAAUUAGUCACAAAAAAAUUGAAUUACGUUUUUUUCGUGAUAAAAGAAUUAUAAUUACCUAAAUGAUAAGGUUAAACAGUUCUGCAAAUUUUACUAAACUGAAAUCGGCUCUACAACUAAUCAAUUCAAUAACUAUAUUUUUGACAAGAGCUAUCAAAUUUAGGGAACUGUUUUCAAUUUUACGGAACCGAGAGCGGGCUAUCGUUAGCGGGUAUAGAGUUUUAUGUAACCCGGCACUAGUGUAACAUUAAUUAAAUAUUAUAAUGUUAAUUUCAUUAUUAUAUAGUCACUAUGUUUUGAAAUAAUAUUGUACUAAAAUGUAUAGAACGACGCUAAAUUUUAUCAAUAUUACGAUGUUAUAUUUCUUUGGUCGCAGGGAAGAACUUAUAUAUUAAUUUGGUCCAUUUAGCAAUUGUGUCAUUAUGUUAUUUAGCAAUUUUCAAAAUUUAAUUUGCUUGCAUUCAAAACUAUACAAAAUUGACUUACGUUCUUUUUCCCCGAGACCAAAGGUAAUAUACUAUUAUAGGACUGGGUGAAAUUUUACGAUUUAAUAUGGAAUUUGAUAAUAUUGUAUACCAAUCAUAAAUAAAACUCACGACGGCAACAUGUACGAAUUAUUAUAAUUUUUUUUUAUUUUACGAAAACCUGAUUUCUAAUGACUGUACCAAUGUUCCACGAGCGAAAUGACCAUAUCACUUUUCCGACAGUUAAGAUAUAAAUACUCGACUAAAUAUUAUAUAGGUAUUAAUUACAGUAAUAAUUAAAUGUAGUACUCUAUCAUACCAUUCAUUCAGUUAUUGAAUUACUAAAUGAUAUUAUAAUAAUAUUACUGCGUUUCUAGAGGACGUGAUAGAAGCUGUACAUAUACUAACACAAUCCUCUGUAAAAUCGCUCUCCAAUAAUUGUUUAGUCUUUUUGUGUUUGACGCGGGAUUUUAAAUAAUGCAGGAUUUAAUGUUUCGUGUUAAUUUAAUUUUUGAAUUUUAAAAUAAUUUGUAGUAAUAGUAGAAAAUUAUAUUUUCAGAAUAUUUUCGCUAUUAAUCAUAACGUUUAUAGUUUUAAACCGUAAAAUGACGAUUAUUUUUAUUUAAAGAAGAAAUAAAAUGUCCAUCCAUGGUGGACAAAGGGGGGCUUUUCUCAACAAUCAUUGUUUUAAAAUUAUUUCAUAAAAAAAGAUGUAUGUAGCUGGAUCAGUAUCUAAAACGAAAUUAAUGUUGGUACUUCUAUCGUGGGUGAAUUCGUGUGAAUUAAAUAGUCUUCAUCAUACCGCCUCUGUUGUUUUGCUGCCCUGUGUGAAUAUACUGCCUGUACAAUAUGCAGCUUUACGAGUUGCGUGAUAUCCGCAUUUACUGUCUGAGACCAACUAACGGAAAAAAUGAACAUUAAAACCUACAUAGAACAUAAAUGUAGGUGAAAAUUGGAGUUUAAACACAGAUAACAAAAAAUAAUAAAAGAAGAUAACAUUUUCUAGAAGUGCACGUAGAUUUUUGCUUAAAAAUCAUAGGACAAAAAAGUUACGGAUGUGUUAGUUGGUUAUUAUUAUUUUUUUUUUUUUAAUAAAGUUGUUACUUUUUCGUAUUGUAAUCUUGUUUAGAAAAAAACUACGUACAGUUCUCGAAAAUGUUUUCUUAUUUAGAUUUUUGUUAUUUCUGUUCAAACUCCGAUUUCAACCCAAUCGCCACUAUAUUUUAUAAUCUAUGUAUAACAUCAUUUUGCUAUGUUACCCAUCAUUGUAGUUCAACUGUAACAGUAAAUGCGGGUAUCACGGCCUCUUAAUCGCUUCUUUAUUAGUAUUAUUGAGUCGUGUAUAUUGUGUAAUAUACAAUUUCCAAACGUUUACCAAUUUGUCGGAAUAUUGAAAAAAAAAAAAAAUUCUCACCGCCGACGUUAUCUUCGUCGUUAUAUACUGCCCACAUCCAUUAUAUUAUAAUAAAAUAACGUCUCUCUGUCUUUCGGUGGCAACAGCACCUUUCUCAUCAUCACGAAUACAUUUUAUUACACAUCUAUUGCGUACUAUGUCGUCGGUUUUUCGUAAAUUAUCAACAGCGUCGUCGGCUGAACGCGACAAUAAUAAUAUUGUACACGUGAAUGUUGGGAAGCAUUGCAUCCUUUAUAUCGGACGAAACGCUGCACAGUAUACACUAAUACGCACCUUGACUAUAUAGCUACCUAAAUCGUCCUGUAUCGUUAUACGUUAUGUAGGUAUACUCUGUGUAUAAUACGUGAGUGUAUACAAAAACCCAAUGGACGAGAGGAGGAAAUUGGGGGGAGGGUUUCAUCCUGCACACAUACAACCAUAUAAUAAUAAUAAUACCUACUAUAUAUCCCUCUCAUCGUCGUCGUCAUCCCUCUCUUAUAAACUCCGUGUCUGUGAAAUUUCUUUUGGACCUUUUUUCUCACCCCUGUCGGAUUUUUAUUAUAUUAUUUACUUCGCGUCUUUGUAAAAAAUAAUAUGAAAAUAGCACUGUGUGUAUACCUGAUGUAUUUACCUAUGAAGUCCGUGCACGCUGUAUUAAAUUGCCAACUAUAUCUAUAAAAAAAAAAUGACAAAAACUGUAAAACUGCACAUAUAUACAUUUGUAUUACGGUAAACACUCUUUUUACAUUAUCUUAUUACACGCGUUUUAUUUUGUUUUUACGUAUCGCACAUGCAACAAUGUCGCCAAGGGUGUUAAUAUAAUAAUUCAUUUUUUUUUGGUCCACAUAAAAAAAAAAAAAAAAAUAACUUGUUAUAAUUUUUUGUAAAUAUGAAAAGCAUUACACACUCGCAUUUGUUUCGCACGCGUAUAUAAACGAGUAUUUAACACGAUAAAAAAACUAUAUAAUAUUUUACAUACUUGUAAUUUUAUUUUGGUAUAUAUUUGCCAUAACAUUUUGUUGGCAAAAAAUACCCGUAAACCAUAAUAAUAUGAACCAUUGUCGUUUUUGGCCAACUACCUGUAUCAGAUCCAUGGUGUAUAUAUAUAAUAAUAAGUAUCUUUACACAUGUUAUAUUACAGUAGGUUAUCGUAUAGAAUUCUAUUGGCGGAAGCACACAGUCGAUAUAUAUUAUAAAACGACCCUUGAUUGUUUCUUUAUUCACUUUUUGAUUCUUAGAAUUGAAAAUAUUCACUUUUUCAAAGGAGGUAUAUGUUAAGGAAUUUCGAUAUUUCGCGUUCGUGCUGUGUUCGACGUGUAUGAAAGAAAUCGUUUAGCGUCUUCUCUGUACGUUUUGCAGAAAAAUACGACUGAAUCAUUGCUUCUCAAAAUGUUUUAUUCCGAAGCGUAGCGAGGGAUUUGAAAUUAUGAUGUGUGCUAUUUUUUUUCCUAUAUCUGUAAAUAACUUUUCUACCGACAAUCUUGCUUCGGUCAUCAACCGAUGUCAAAUGGUGGGUUUCUAGUAUAAUAAAUUUGUUUAAUUAGUGAAUGGGGUAAAUCAUUUUUUAAUUUUCCUUGUAAUUUUCUUAAUAAUGGGGAACACGGUGAUAUUUACGUGAAACCACUUUAUAUUAUUUUUUUCGUUGUAAUUUAGUUUAAAAUAAUCGUAGUGAAUCUAUGUGAAUCAAAUAAUUUAUUUGAUCGAUGGAAAGCUUUCCUUGGCCAAAUAUUGGCAAGUAAAUGAGAAAAACAAAUAAUGACCUUGGGUUUUUUUGCCUUAUUUCAUUUUAUAAAUUCGAUCAGUAUAUUGUUUAAAAACUGUUGGUUUGGAUACUAUAGGUCUUUUAGUGAACAGUUUAUUUUGUCUGCAUUAAUUCAAUGGGUUUUUCCACAAAGGUAAUAUCGCGUUGGAGAAUAAAUCAAAUAAACUUUAAAAGCCCAAUGCGAACGCAAGUUAGCAGGAGUUAUAUUUUCAUUUUCAGUAUUUGUUGCACAUAAUAAUAUCGAAGUAGCGAUAUUUUAUUGACUUGUUGAACGUGCAAUAUUAUAAUUUUUUUUUUUACACUCUUUCUUGAAUGGUUUUUAUUUUGUAAUUAUCUGUUUUUUCUUUUCCUAUAUUAUUAACUAAAAUCGACGAACGAGGAACCAUUUUAAAAUUAAGUUCCCCGACGAAUCGUUAAUUCACAAUUGCACAUUUUAUUUGCAUCUCAUUCUAUCUAUGGAUUGAAUAUGCGUCGCCAUAAUUGUAACAAUACAACGAAAAUCUUAGAAAUGUAACUCAGUUACUUUUUAUGUGUUUGCUGUUUAGUUAGAUUUGAAAAUGCGAAGAAUUCCUUGUGAAUACACGGAUUAUUACUUUAUCAAAAAUUAUUGUCCGCAAGUUUUGGUUUAAUCUGGACCAUAAUAUACAUCCGAAUUGAGUGAAAACCACGGUACUCUAUGAACGGUAAUUUCUUCUGAUCCCCUCUUCUAAGUUGGAUUUUUGAUUUUUCUCGUAACUAUAACACCAUCUAUGUUCCAAAUUUCAAUACUCCAGCUUGAUUGAAAGUAACUUAAAUUUAUCAUAAUCUAUCAGUUAACGAGUGGCGAAAAUUUUUAUACAUUGUGUUAUAUAUUAUACUUAUAUAGUUGUGGCAUACAUAUACAUAAAAUAAAUAAACACGUAAGUAAAAACGUAGCCUGCUGCAAAAGGUUUAUUAUUGGUUGUGUGUGAUUAUUUUUAAAAUUAUUUAUUGUUGUAUUAUAUUUUAAAAGUAUUGUUUUGGGUGUGGUCAAGCCCCCACAUGUUUGAGUUCAAUAAUUAUAAAGGGCGCUAAUUAUUUUUAAGUCUCGUCGCGCAAUCCCUCUUCUUUUAUUUUUCAAAUUCAAGCAUUGCCUAUACAACCUAAAUUAAUAGUAAUUGUCUCUUUAAUGUACCUAUUCAAUUUUUGCGAUGGCUAAUAUAUAAUGUACCAUAUUUUUCGUGUAAUUUCGCAAAACAUAACAUUAUAAUGUUAUCCGGGCGAAUAAGUCAACUUGGUAAAUAUAAUAUUAUUAUAAUACACCGCAGGUAAAGCCAAAGUCAUAAUUUUAAUUUAUAUAGUAUACCUAAAUAUUAUUUUAUCAACAGGACGAUCAGAAAUUUAAGUUUUAAAAUACGAAUAAUAAUGAUACAUGUAUUCAGUAAUUAUUACUCUCCUCGAAAAUGUAGUAGCGAUUCGAAUAAUAUUAGAAUUAUUUUAUAAUUUAUUUAUCAUAACUAGGUAUGGCAUAAUAUUAUCAAUUUGUUUUUAAUGUCGUAAGUGUGGGGGAGGGGGCAUCGAACGAUGUUUCUUAUUGGCUACUAUAUGUAUGGGACUAUCAUCAUGCGAUUAGAUUAGGUACUUAUAUAUUUGGUAUAAAAUAAUUAGAUCGAUAAUUUUAACAAACACGUGUAAAAAUAAACGAACCGUCGUCGUAAUUUUUUUUUGCUGAGUAUUUUUAACUAUACGUAUAGCUGUAUCGUAUUGCAUUGUACAUAUCAAUUUGAUUACGUUUAAAAAAUUGUUUCGAAAACCAAAAUCAAUAAAAGAAAUUUAAAUAACGUGUCUCCCCGUAUAAAACCUCGAAUGCACUUUUUUAUUAUUGUUACGUGACAUCCACGGGUCACCCAUAAAUGAUCAAAAAUAAUUAAAUCUUAGUUCCAAAAUUACUAAAAAACCCCUGCCAAUCAUCCUUUGGUGUUUGAAUUUCGGAAAUCUGGUUUAAAGGUGCACACGGACUCGUUCAUCAUCCGUUUUUGUGUGCAUGUAAUAAUUUGUUCGACCAAUAGGCAAUUCGAAAAAAAAGUGGAAUUCGACCUUAACCAUUAUGAAAGACUCGUCGUUUGCUUCAUUCAUUUGUAUGUGUUUAUGUUUUACGUAAUUUCUCAGAGACCACGUAUAUCGCUCUUAUAUAGUACAUUCCGGUCUAUUGACAUCUAUAAUUUAUUCUCACCUUACAAUCUUGGUUGAUUCUGUGGUCUGCAACCUGUGGUCGUUUAGCUUAUUAAAUCAGGAGGAUUUAGAGUGGAUAGUUAUUGACGUUUACGCCGUUCCAUGCAAAGGUCUAAACUUUCGAAAAAUAAACUUUGUGCCCAGCAACCUGUGGUCUUUUAGUUUCGUGCAGUAUUGACCCCAUUAGACCGUACUCUUAGUAGCUGUUAAUUCACCGAAAGUCUCGGGUGUCUGUUUUAUGUUUGUAUAGUAUAAUGCUUACACGGAAUAUAUCUAGUCCAGUGCUUAUACCGACGUACUAUAUAUAAAUAAUCUGUGAUCAAACGAUAAGAAAACGAAUUAUUUUACGGACAAUUUUGUCCGACUUUCUGUUUUAGGUUUUUGGCUUUUCGUUCGUAAAUUUCAGACUCCAGGUAUAUCGAAGAAUAUUUCCACGAAAAGAUGAUGCAGAAUUUCCGCUCGGUUGUACUGUAUUUGAAAAUAAUGUCUAGAUUUCCGAAACUUUUUCAUACAAAUUAAAAUGGUCACAAAUGCAGAUGAUGCAUCGGUUUUAUAUUAGCCGAUUUCCGUGUUACCUUUGUAAAACAACAAGAAAAAAAAUACGACUAAUCUUGUGUUACCUGUUUACUAAGCUCCACUCAGAAUUGUUUUUCGAUUGCAAUGAUUUAUUGUUGUUAUCAGUAAUAUAUAAAUUAAAUAAUACUGUACUCUAAAUAUCCUAUACCUACUACCCAAGCAAUGUUAUAGCAAUGUUAUAGGCUUUCCGCCUAUAACAUUGCUAAAAUAUACCUGCUUUUAUUUUUUUACACUUUUUAGUUUAAUGCUUAUUGUCAAAAAUGGUUUCAGAGAGGGGCACAGGCGUAUGUUCAUCUGGGCAUGUCCUGUCCAAAACUCGACUUUCACCAAUUUACACCAAUAAAUUUUAGUAAUUUUAAAAAUAAUUUAGCAAUGACUUUUUAAUAAUAGUGGAAACUUACAGAAAAUUAUUUAAAAAUUCAUCACAAAACACAAAUCAUUAUUUUUUUAAAUUUCUAAAUUUGCUUUUUAUAAACUCAUAUAUGGAGUUAUUUCACCAGAUCUAUAUAAAAGUAUACGUUUUUCAUUAUAUUUGUGUUUUUCCUUAUUUUUUUUGUUUUGUUUUUAUUUUUCUUUGAGAAUUUUAACACUAACAAUUCGUAUAAAAUAAUAAUGUGGGGUGUGCAUUUUUAAAUAAUUUUCUAUGUGUUUUAUCUAUUGUUAUUAAUGAUUACUAACUCAAUUUUAAAGUUACUAAAAAAAUUUCGAGCGAAACAGGUACUGCCCGUACUUCUCUCUCUUUUUCAACAACGUGUAUUCAAUAUUCGUAUAUUUUUAAUACAUUGAUCUUUUUUGUGUGUACAUAUUUAUGUACUAGUAUAUUGUUUUAUUUUAAUGUACUUCUUCCUCACCGUGUGAAAAGUAAUCUAAUCCACCAUUUUUUUGGUAGGUACUUAUUUUUUAUUAAUUAUUAUUAUUUUUUUCAACAAUGAAAAUUUAAAUACACGUUAUAAAAGUCAGUACACAUAUUUAUUAUACUCGCAAUUUCCGGGGUACACAUCUCUUUGUGUCGGAUUACGCACUAUUUUUAGGCUUUGGACAGUGCAUUAUUGGCCAAACCAAACGUAACCUAACCACGAAGUAACGUCCGGCAUUUUUUUCAGUUAGACUUUUUGGUCUCACGAAUUUUUUUGAAGACCAUAAUAUUAUCUAUUAUAUUUAAAUGCGCGUGAAUGUAUUGGAGUAGGGCAAUUUGUUUCGGUCUCCGACGGCAAAGAGACUGCCAUGAAAUCGACGAGCCUAACUUUUUUUUUAAACAUUAGUCAUCAUAUUCCAAUGACGUGUCCAGGAAUUUUUCGUGGGAGAGGAUGUAGCAAAUAUUAAUCAUACAUAAUUUGUAGAACCUUUUUAUAAACUCAGCUGGUCAACGAUGGGAAUUCCGGAUCAAAAAAAAAAAAAACACGAUUUGUAAUCAAUAAAUCAAACAUUUCCUUGUAAUUUGCCCGAAAUAUAAUAUAAUAUAUAUAUUAGACAUGUCAAGAUUAUAUUGUUAAACAAAUAUUCUUCGUUAUUGGGAGGAGAUAUGACUCCUGAUCUCCGUGCCUCCACACAAGCCACUGCUCGAUCAUAUAACUUUACUAUAUAAUUAUAUUAUAUUAUAUAUUUUUUCUAUAUAAUAAUAUAGUAGUUGGGCGUUUAUAAUAAAACGUAUUUUUUAACGUAUUUUUUUUUUUACAUAUAUAUAUCGUCGUCGACUCGCACGUCCGUCGCGGAUUUUCACGCGCGAUUUCCUACGAUAUUUAUGCGUGCGAUCGCGUAUUAUAUAAUCGUAUAUACCGUAUAGCUUGUUAACUGUGACAAAAAUGUAUACAUUUACAUAGCCAGUGUAGUGUAUGUACUCUCUGUACUGUCGCGCAUUUACACGCAUAAUAUAAUAAUGUACAGACGAAGAGUUCCGACCUUUUUAUUAUUAUUAUUUUUUUUUUUCAUUUCAUUCAGAGACCUCGCGUUCCCACCAAAUUCUGCGGUGCACACAGGGGGACCGUCGUCGAUGUCGCGCGCGCAUCAUCGUAAAAAGUUACAUUGCGUAUUAUUAUUAUUGUAAAAGACCGGACGACUAUAUUAUUAUUAUUAUUUCAGUUUGCACACCGACCUUAUACAGCGUAGUGUGCAGGUCUCGUUUCUAUACGUAUAAAAGUUUCUAUACUCACGUACAGUUAAAAAAAAAAAAAAACUGCUGCAACAAUAUAAACCCGAUGCUAUAGUAUAACUGCGCACCAGCUCUAUAAUAUCAAUAAUAAUGCGUAAAGUGUUACUAUUAACGUGUUUAGUAAAAUAAAAACGUUCAGCCAUUAUCGGUGAGAUUUGCAUGCGAUAUUUAAAACAUAUUUUAUACCGACUAACACGAAUAUAAUAUUAUAGUCUUGGAAAAAAUGCAUGAACAAUAUAAUUAGCGUGAUUUAAUGAAUGUAAUAUUAUGAACAAGGGCGGAUUGGGAACCAAAUUCAAGCAGGGAAAUUGAAAUUUAUCCAGGCCAAACUACUCGAUAUUCUGUUCCCAACCACUUAUAAAAUAUCAAAAAAAUUGUUCUAGUUACGCUCGACUAUAACAUUCAAAUUAUUUUUUCAGGGCUUACAAAUUAAUUUUUAAAAUAUAACAUAUUAUAUUCACAACAAAAGAUUUAAUUUCUUUAAAGAAUCAGUUGAUAGUCAAUUUUUAAAUGUAUCAGUAAAAAAUAUUCAAAAAAUGCAAAUUAACUGUGAUCAUUUGAAAAAUUCUCAUUUCCAGACCAACGAUUUCGUUUCUGAUUAUAAAAUAUAUUCUCAUUUCAACUAUUUCAGUACACUUUUUUGAUUUAUAAAUUCGCCUUUUUUUACAUCCAUGUCUCAGAUACGUGGUAUUUCUAAUAUGCUGCUUUUACCAUUUUUUUUUUUUUUUUUAUCAUUUUUAUCGACACUGCGUAUCACGCCACGAUUUCGUCCGUUAACGAACAAAAUUCGGUGAGUGGCGGCAAAUUUUAUAGUUUUGACCCGAUAUAAAUACCUAUUAUAGUUACUGUUUGGGCCGCUUCAAAUUAUAACUGACAUGUUUAUACUUCUCAGUCCGACACUGAGCCACACCUAUUUCUAUUGCGAGGUUUCUAUAUAUAAAUAAUUUAUUAAAUUAAAUUGCCAUUUAUUCCAAGGUCCACGGCCCUUAUCAUUUACUUUUAUACUGCAAUAACUGUUAGAAUUCGCAUGUUCCUCGACAACCCAGAAUCUAGAUUAUCAAUCAGAUGAACAAUCCGAUGGAUUUCGAUGUUCCUCAUCAAAUUCAUUCAAUCCGCUUACUAAUCGGAUUGCUUAUCGGUGCAUCGAACCAUCGACCCAACAGACGAUGGAAAUGUGUUAUCAUAAUAUUAUGUUGUGUUAUCACCAUUUAGCCAUACCGUUUUUUUGCCGUUUAAAAUUGAUUGCUCAUGCUCAUUGUUUCGUGUUUAUUUUAUUAUUUUAUUUCAAUAAUAAUAACAACAAAUACUUUUUAAAUUUAUUUUUGUUAUUGUUCUUCAUGUAUAAUUGUAAUAAACUUAACACAACUUUACACGAAAAACCACUCAUAUAUUAUAAUUAUAAUUGCAUUAAUAUAACAUAUUUAAAAUGUAUAAUAUCAUCAAAAAAUUAUUUUGAUAUUUUAAAAUAGCGUGAUAGAGCAUUCUGCGUUUUAAUAUAAAUCGGUAUUUUUUGACUUUCAAUCAGAAUACGUACAAUCCGGUGUUUAAUCUGAUUGAUAAUCGAGGUUAUCGAGGGACAUGCGUAUCGUAAAGCAAUCUAAGUAUUUAGCCCCCGUGUAAACCGAUAUUAUUACUACGGGUUCACCGCAGAUAUAACAGUUAUCCUUAUCACACUGUAAAAGUAAAUAUUAUAACGACGAUAAGGCCUCGAAUUAAAUAUAGUAGAUUCUGACUUAAGGUCUUAUCAGCAGUUAGUAUAAUCUAGUUUUUUUAUAUUAGGCAAUAUAUUAGGUGUGCUUUGGCGAUUAACCUGGUUAUAUUUAUUAUCAGUUAUGUUUAUAUGAUUUUGAUUAAUGGUUAUAGAAUUGCGAAAACGAAAUGUUUAUGGUUAUUACAAAUAAUACUAAUUGAUAAUGGAAAAAGUUCCGGCUAGAUAAUAUCUAAUCAUCAUUACUCUAUCAAUAACCAAACAUCAUGGCCAUUCGUUUCGUUCGCAGGUUAUAAUAUUUCAGUAACUUAUAAUAACCAAAGUAAUAAUCAAAAUCGCAAAAACGACUUGUUUAUAAAAUACACGCCUGGUGUGUAUAAAUUAUAGAUCAGCUGUGAACGAAAAUCGCGAAAAUUCGUUCAAUACUAAUGUCAAACACGUCUGUAGGACGCGAGAUCGCCAUUUUAUAACGCGUUCGUCACGCGAAAAAUCGUUGGCACCAUAUAGUUUACCCCUUUUUUUUUGGACCGUGCGCGCGCCCUUUUAUGUAUUGUAAUAAAUUCGGUAAAUUAUUAUUACAUAUUAUAACUAUGUACCCCGUCCGCCUCGUUCUAUUGUCCACCGUAGGCGGCGGCGGGUCCGAACGCUUCUGUUUUCCCGUAGGCGCAUUGUUGUUUGCGGUACUUGCGCGACGAGACCGUGCCGUGGCGGCGCCCCCACAAAACGUGCGUGGGUGUACCGUGCCGCCGACCGGUUGGGCUCGAGCCGGACGGACGUUCGCGUGGGGCCGGCCGCGUACGCCGCCGGACCGCGGGGCGGCGGCGAGCGUGGUGUGAUAUUUUCGGCGCGGGGGCGAGAGAACGUGCCCGGACGGCCGCGUGCACGAUGGUGUACAGUAUGUGGGGGAGUACGUACGGCGCACAAUGUAUGAUUGUUGUUCGUACACGGGGCGCGGGCAGUCCCGGGAACAGACAAAUGCGUCUCCCCUGCCGUAUGUAUACCUAUAGUCCGGCGUACGCCGCGCGUGUGUAGUAUUAUUGCAGGGGCGCGGGACAUUUGCGGGGGAGGACAUUGUACACGAGUAUACGGGAAGCCCGGAAGUAAAUAUUAUCAUAUUAAUAAUCGCACGCGAUAAACUGGUAUUUUGGCUUUUGGAAACCGAUUGUCGGACGCCGCCGCAUCACAAAAGACACACACUUGCGGGCAACCGUGUGCGGAUUUGACGCAUGCUCGAUUGCAGAUAAAAUAUGCAUGGGGGGGUUACGGUUUUUUUUUUUUUUUAAUUCACCAAGCCCCGUUCUCAGCAACAUAAACGUUGAUUUUUAAACGGAGUUUUUAUCAUGAUAAUUGACCAAUCGUGGUCGGGUAUCGGCCAUAGACUCGGUUUAAAAUUCAGAUUAACGAUAGCUCGUAUGUUUGUGAGAACGGCUCUAAAAUUAUUUGAUUUCAGAGUUUUAUCUUGUCUUAGAAAAAAAAAAUUAUUUUCGCAACAGUAAAAAGGACCAGAGAAAUAAUAAUUUUUAAAAGUCACCAAGUAUUCUAGUUAAUUGAUUGCUAAGCGAAUUAACUUUUAAACAUCAAUGCCGAUGGUGAUAUACAUUUGAUAAUUUAACUAUUAAAGUUUAAACACUCGAUUAUAUAUAUAUAUAUAUAUGUAUAAUAUAAAAAACAUCCAAUAUAAACGUCAAAAUUUCGUGUAUUAUAGAAAAUGAGUAAUAAAAGAACGUACUAUAUAGAAUGACAAGUUGAUAAAUGGUCGCCCUUUCGUGCAGUGUUCACUCGCAAAAGUUCUCCAUAGCAUUUUACUGAAGUAAAACAUAUUCAGUAUAAUGUACCUACCUACGUUUUAAAAACCGACAUCGAAAAUUCGUAUAUAUGUCUGAGGUAAUUUACGAUUUAACCGAAAUAUUAUUAUGUUAUAUAGGCAGACUUUUCGCGUUUUUAGUUAUAUAUAUAUAUAUUUGUUUGAUUUAUAAUUAUCAAUUCUUUUCCUCUCUUUACUCGAUAUAUAACCCGAUGAUAUUAUCCUAUAAAUAAAUAUAUAUAUAUAUAUAUAUAAUUGUAUCAAAUUACACGAAAUAAUCCAAUUUAUAACUUUUAUAUAUUGUAGAAAAAUAGGUGUACCUAAAAUACUUCUAACCCUCCACAGGCAAGGCUAUAGCCUAACGAAACAAACAAGGAUCGUCAUAGGUAACCGAAUUUUAUUUUAUUCCCUUUUAUUAUUAUAUAAUAUGAUUUCCGAAAUUGCAUUUGCGAAAAAAACUUGGUCUUAUAUAAAUAUAUCUUUGGUUCCCGGGAAGGAGGGCUAAAGUCGAAUUUUGGUAUUUUUUUUUUCAAUUUUCUCUAAUGUAAUUUUUUCCCUUUUAUUUUUCGGUCUAGAUUGCAAGAUUGUAUGCAGUUUUAAAAUUAGCAUAAUAAUUCACGUACAUGACUUAGUGUAUGUAAUAUGCAUUACCAAAAUUUAAUUUGCUCUUAUUGAAAACAGGGCUGAAAACUAUAUAUAAUGGACUUCAUAUACUUUGAACCAAAGUAAAUGUGUGGAGUGAAUUAAAGUGUCGAUAUAGUUAGGGUUGUUUUUUUAAGAAUUAUCGUCCUAUUAAUGGCUCAUAUAAUUUAAAUUCCAUUACGCUAUAUAUAUGUGUGUAUGUUAACACGUAGGCAUUCGUAUUUAUGAUUUUAAUAAUAUUUAUAUUCAACACUAACAAUAAUUAAUACUCGAGUACCUAUAAUAUUAUAACAGCUACAUAACUACCUAGUAUUAAUACAUCAUUAUAAAAUAACAAAUUUAUUGGUAGAUAAUAUAGGUAAUGUUAUUGCAACGAAUACCGCGGUUAUAUUAGGUUGCCUUCCAAAAUUCAGAGGUUUUCAAUCAAAAUGAUAAUAUAUAUUUCAAAACUCAAGUUGCCAAUAAAAUUUCUUUCGGAUACAACAAUAAAUUGUAUCGAUUGUGUUCUGAUGGAUAUUUCUUAUGCUCGUGACACGAUACCUAAUAUAUCAUAUUUGAUACCAAAAGAAUAACACUGCAAUUAAAAUAUCAUGUUCCAUUCGCAAUCAGAUCUAGAUAUUUAAGUACACAACAGAUUUUAAAUAAAUCUAUCGUUUAGUCGAAUUUUAGAAGGUACGGUUAUUUACUACUUUUUUUUUUUUAUUCAUAAUUAAAAUUAUAUUUAAUAGCAUCUAAAUAAUUAUGACCCUAACUGUCCUAACUAUAUAUUAUAAUAUUAUUAUAACUAAACCAACUUUAGCACCGACUAUAUUAGGUAUUAAUAUUUAUUUUUUAAUAAAUCAAGUAUUUUUUUUUUUUUCGGCAAUGCCAUUUCGACUGCACAUGCACGUUGUAAAAUAAUGAAGAAAAAAAUUACACAAAAACGCAAUGCUACUUGUAAUAAUUUAUAGUUAUUUAUAAUAUGAUAUUUCCACACUUCUACAGCAUAUUUUCGUGUUACAUUUACAUUACAAUAUAAUAAAUUAUCGCAUUUGCAUAAAUAUGAUUGAAUUCUUUCGUUUCUAUUAGUAAACAUAUCCGACAUUAAUUCACAACUCAAACACAGUUUGAUGAGCAUUUUUAUUGAAUUAGCAAACUAUAAAAUGAGCCUUGUAGGUAUUUUAACGUGUAUAACAAUUGAAAUUCGAUAUUUUACAUUUAUAUAUAAUUUAAUAAAAGGUAAUGGAACAAUUUUUAUUGAAAUUGUACUAAAUCGAAUUCUAAAGUGAAACCGCCUCUCAUUUUCGGACAUUAUCCCGUAUUAACGUCCAGUAUUCAGCAGUCGUUUUGACCGAACACCAUUUUUUGUAUAUAUAUAUGUUUAUUAUUAUUAGUGUUUUACAUAAUUAUUUCGAUAGUAAAUCGAAAUAUUAAACGAUAAUCUCAUUUGCAGAGGUUUAAGAUUUCCAUUAAUCGUAUGAAACGUUGUAUGUACUUAUACAUCUAUUCGGUACGUGAGGUUUUUUUUAUUUUGUACAUCAUUAACAUCGAUAUGAAGGAAUACAAUAUUAACAACUUGUUUAAUAUUAUUAUUAUAUAGGUAGGUACUUCGAACAACACCGAUAAAAAAAACUUAUCAUAUCGUUCCAUAUAUUAAAUAGCUAUUUGCUCGCAUUUUUAAUCGUUAUUCUGAUAAUAUUUGUAUAAGUAUUAUAGGGCGUGUGAUAUAAUAUUUGAUAAAAUAUCCAAUAUAAUUAUAUUAUAUUAUUGAAUUUCCUUGCUGUUAUUUAAUUAAAAUAAAAAAAAGCUAAUACGUGUCCAAAAUGCGAUGGUGUACCGACGGAAGUUACCUGCAACAGUAAUAUAACUGGACAUGCUCUCAAGGUGGUAGGGGGAAUAGAUUUAUAUCCGUAUUAAGAAAAAAAAGGUAGAGUGGAUAAUUAAGUUAACCGCGUGUGCUCUUGACAUUCUUCUGUACGCCAUUGAGUUCCAAAUAUUAUUAUAGAACGUAAACAAUGAAAAAUAGUACGUAGAAUAAUAUAUUUGCUCCCGGAUAUUGCUAGUUGACAGCAAAUUGAUAAGGGGCUAAACACAAUAUUUCACUGUUGCCAAUAGUUUCUUUUCGAAGUAUUAUAUUAUUUCAUAUUAUGGUUUUUGCGUGCAUAAUUGCUCCAUUGCGUGCCUUUUUUAAAUUUUAAAUGUGACCUACACGACGUGGAAUUUCCUACGACUUAAGGUUUUAUGUUUUUACUUAGAACACUGUAACUUCCCUGGAGCAGUAAUAUUAGGUUUGGACGUGGUGGAUUUAUUUUCGUCGUUUAUGUUGCUACAGGCCUUCAAAGCAAAAAAUGUGUCUGUUAGCCUUUUGCCUUUUGACACUAGUCAUUUAAAUUUAUAUACCUAUAUAAGGUCUUUUUCUAUCGUCUACCUUUACAUCAUUGGUCACGUCCUUGGCUUAAGUCCCCCAAACAUGACUAGUACAUUUACAAUUAAGGUAAACAUAUUUACCUCAAGAUACUUUUUAUAAUGUUUGAUUUAUGGAAUAUAGUUUUCUAAUUUCGUAUUUUUCCUUCUUUCAUAAUAUACUCUAUUUCGUAUUCGUGUAAGUCUGUGUAUUUUCCGUAAAACUUUUCUUUAUCCCCUUGUACCAUAUUAUAAUACUGGCGGGAGUAACAAAUGUACAGUUUUUUCUUUUGUAGUUUUUGACAUUUUGACCUCAAAUUAGGAACUUUGAGUAUUCCUAUGAGCAAGAACAUUAGAUAGUUUUUAAUAUCUAAGAGCUAAUACUAAUGAUGAGAAUAUAUAAUAACGCGUAUGACUGGUUACAAAAUAAUAUGGAUUUGUGCUGUGAACCGAGUAUAUACUUUUCUACGGGGGAUAAAAAAUGCUUGAUAAUAUACGAUGAUAAAAAUGCAUCAGGCGAUGUUGUGCAGCGCGUGUAUAUAAUAUAAUAAUAUACCGAUUUUAGAAUAAUAAUUAUAAUAAAAAAAAUCGUAUUCAUUCGGAUUCGCCAUUUUCUAAACAGGUAUAUACCUAAGCGUAUAAUAUAUGUAUAUGUGUGCGGCGGCGCAUAAUACAAUAAUAUAUUAUAAUGUAAUGCUAUAUGUACGGCACGGUGGAAAUGCGCGCAGUAAAAAAAAAAAAUCAUCAAUUAUUAUAGUCUGUAUUCGCGCACACUCAAAAUGGCGAACGGAACGGAUUUCAUUACCCCCUGAUUAUAUAUAUAUAUAUAGCAUUUUUUUGCCCUUUUUUUUUUGCUCCCCGAGUAUAUCCGUCAGGAUGGUUAUGAGUCGUGCGUUAUUAUUAUUAUCGUACGAGUGCGCUUUGAUAUAUACGCGCGCUUUGAGUAUAUUUGAUACGAGGGUUGAUAUAUAUUAUUUAUAUCGUACGAUAUAUUCCUACGAGCAGGCUGCUGCGGGGACGCUAUCGUUAGAGAUGAUAAACGACUCGAAAAAAAAAUAAAUAUACCUAAUAGUAUUUUUUUUUAAUUUUGAUUUUGCAGUAUAGACCGUUAUUUCUAUCGACACGUCAAACGUUAGGUUAUAUAGUAUUUUAUAUAUUUUUUUAAUCACACGUGAAAUAUAAUAUUUACGUGUAAAUAUUCGUAUAUACAUAAUAUACACAAAUAUUGUUGUAAUUAUCAAUAUUUGUAACUAUACUGAAAAAGGGGAAAAACCGUGCGAGUGUAUUUGACGUGUACACGAGACCGAUAGAAGAGCGAAUGUAUAAUAUAUUGCAUAUGAUUGUACAUUUUUUUAUACAUUUUAUUUACAUCAGUGGCCGUUAUUUGCAGUAUUUUUUUUCUCUAACAAUAUAUAGACUUAAAGGAUGGUUUUUUUUUAUAUGCUCAUAUUAUUUAUUCAAUGGCUUUUCUGAUUUAAAACAAUGUGACGAACGUAUCGGUUUUGGUACUCCUACCAUAUGAUGUAAUCAUCUAUGAAACUAUGAUCAUAGUGUGAUAUCACUAUAUCAAAUAGUGUGAUUAGCACUUUUUAUUUAAAAUUUUCUAAAUAUUCUGGUAGUUUUUUAAUCAUUUAUCAUUUAUAUAUCUAUAUUUGUCAUUUGAAAUUUUUGGCGGUUUAAUGUAGAUAAAAUUGUUGUUGUUUAUUUUUAUCGGCGUUUAAAGAACAAAUUAAUGUUAAAACUUCGUUAAAAACACGAAAAAUUGUGUAGUUAAUAGUUUUAUACUUCAAUUUAAAUUGAUCAAAAAACGUUUAAUCAAACUCCGCUUGGCAAUAGCUUAACUGACUACAAAUAGUAGUCAGUGACUGUACAAAAUAAAUAAUUGUAUAAUAAAAGUACAAAUGUUAUUUGAACUUAUAAUUGAGUAUUUGAGUAAAUAGUUAUUAUAGUGUAAGCGUGCAACAUAAUUAUUAUGUUUUAUUCGAAGGUAAUACGUUUUAAACGCUGAAUACUAUUCAGUGUGGAAACUAAAUUUAGUUUAUUUUUUAACACGGCCAAUAGGGUUAAAUUCUGCAUGAUAAAUAUGCGCCACUGCCGGUCGAAAUUGUUUUUUUUUUAAAUUUUUUAAACAUAAAAAAAUUCCAGAAAAUUCGAUUUAUAUAGUAUUAAAAUAAUAAUAAUAAUAAUAAUAAAUUAUAACCCGAUUAUAAUCUAAAUGGCUUCAGAGGUAAAUGAAUACUGUUUUAUUUUAACCAUAUACAUAUGUAUAGAUACGGUCGUAUAUCUAUAUUAUACAAACUACGUAUGACGAAUAUUCAUUAAAAUACUCGACUCGUGCGUCAUUCCAUUUUUAGUAAAGUAAAUAUAUAUAUAUAUAUAUAUAUAGUAUAAUAACUAAUAGAACAAACGUGUAUUGAGUAUACCUAUUAUGGAAGGAAACAUUUAAACAUUUUUUUUUUACAGAUCAAUCAUUACCAAUGUAAAUCCUAUAAAUUAGAAUAAUAAUAUCUUUGUAUUUAUUGUAUAUAAAAACUUAUAUACGUAUUACUAACCUAACUCAACGAAAUAUAUAUUAGUAUUUUACAAUAUUCGGUUUUUGUUUUAUAUUUUUACAUAGAUAUAUACAUUUUGCAGAAUAUCGAUUUUUUUUCUUAUUAGAUAAUUAUAUAAUAUUAAUUUUAUUCUUAUAUUUCUUUCUCGAUUUGACCGUUUUAAAAAUAAAUAUGAUUAAGCUUUUGAGUUAUAUAAUCAAUAGUAAGUGUUUAGGCAUAGAGAAGAAGGAGUUUAAGUAAAUUUUAAAUAGUUUUCAAUAACAAAAAAAAUUAAAUUUUAAAAAUGCAUAAACUAAUACAUUAACUUUGAAAUUAUUGAAAUUUGGACUAAAUAAUUAAGUUAAAUAAAUUGCAUUUACGUAAAAUUAUGUAUAUAAAUUGUAUUAUUAAUCCUUAUGAUUAUUUCACAGGGGGUAAAAGCAACAAUUUAAAGUGUAUGUCGAUUACGAAUUUCUAAUAAAUACAUUUUUUAUUUUAUUAAACAUUAUAAUUGCUCUUUAGUAUAAUUCACCCCCUAACGCGAGUAUAUUUUCUUAUAAUAAUAUAAUAUGUAUAGUGUAUAGAACAAUCGAACUACGCAACGUAGUAAUAUUAUUAUUUCUUUAUAUAAUAUAAAAUUAAAAAGUCAUUGAAAUCGGAAUAAAAUAAAAUAUUAUAUUAUAUAUAAUAAUAAACAAGUAAAUCGAGUCUUUUAUAUUUUUUCGAGUGUAUUAAUAAAACGUUGGAAAAGAGUUUAUUAAACCAAAUUAUUCAUUUUCGUAAAAAUCGGUGUUUUGACAUCAUAGUGUAUUAUAAAAUAGCACGCUAGAAGUACUUAAGUGUAUACUGCUGCAGCUGUCAAAAAAAAAAAAAAAAAAAAAACAUUUUUUUUCGUUUUAUGUUGUAUAGCGAAAACAUAUUUUUUGUACAUACCUGUAAAAUAUAAUAGUAAUUUUCUAAAAACAUGGUUUUUCUAUAACCGUUUUUUAUUUUGAAUGUUUUUUAAAAUUAUUAUUUGACAGAUUGUAAUUUUUCGUAUAUACUUCUAUAAUUGAUACAAUAUAUUUCGUGUUCGCCGAUGGUCGUUGACGAUAGUGUGCCGCUGUAGUUCAGGGCUCGUUGCAAUUUAACUACCGGAAACAGAUGGCAUUCCUAUAAUAUAAUAUAAUAAUAACUAAUACGUAUGAUAUUUCGUCCAAAAAAUGUUUAAACCUGGAGCGCCUCUUUCAAAAUACGUAUUUUAUCUAUAUAUUUGUUUUAAAUGUGUAUAUAUUUAUAUUACAAGUACACUAUUUUCUUCCUCAAAGGACCCUAUGCUGGUGUCACAGGCAUAAGAGUUAUUCUUUUUUUCAUCCCUUCCGAUUGUUACUAAACUUGGUGAGAGAUAGUGGUCUUGAGGUGACCUAGAGACUAUUUCCAAAAUUUGGUUGUGAUGAGAUGAAAUUUAGGCUAAGUUCUUUAGAAGAGAUUUUAUAUUAUCAAAUUAUGGAGAGAACUUGUGUGGGGUGUCAAAUUAUUUAGCGUUGAAACCAUUUUCUUAUCAUCAAAUCCUACCGAGAUAUACUUAAUCAAAAAAUCAAAAGUGGGAGGGAGUAAUUUUAAUUGUACACCCAAUGUACUUAUAUUAUUAACGGGUACGUUAAACAACUAUCGAGCUAUGGUGCUUAAAUGCUCUAGGAAUUUUAUACCUCCUUAGAAGGUAUAGUAAAUUUGGGGGGAGGUUAUAUAAAUACAAGAAUUAUUCAACUAUGAUACCGAGGAGUACGAUAAUGCUAUGAUAAUAUUACUAACGACAAACGGAUUCAGGGAGUAUAUAAUAUAUCCUGAAUUAUGCUACCAGCCGGGUAUGAUAAUCCUAGAAUAAUCGUACUCGGGGAUAUGGUUAUUCUGGGGGUAUAAUUUGCCUGUUGCACCGAUUUUCCAAAUUUUGUAAAAUAUAAAAAUUGUCGUUUUCAUCGAAAUAUGUUCCCUCUGUUCCUCUGCAAUUCUCUGGUAGAGUUUAGGUCAAAGGGAUGAGUUGUUAUUGGCAUAAUAUUACAAGACAUUUGUGGACAUGACACACGAUGUCUCGUCGGAAUGCCUCAUUUUCUUGAAUAAUCUUCGUAGGUUCGAAAUAAAAGAAUGAUUCUGUAUACAGCAAAAAGGAUAUGUAAAUGGCUAAAACGCACGGCGUAUUCAAAAUUAUCUAUACAAGAAAAUUUAUCUGAUUUCAAUACAAAUUAUGCAAUUAUAUAUUGAAUUACGUAGAAUUCGUAAAAAGUCUUAGAUUUCGAUGGGGGAGGGGUUAUGACUCCCAACCGAUCAUGUGUAUAUUAUUGUAUUCAUAAAUUUCCAAAAUUAUUAAUAUUAAAAAUAGGUAACUUAUACUUGGGUGCGCCAGCAGUUAUUCGAAUAAGAAUUAUGUUUUAUACCUUGCCGGUGAAAUUGCCCAAUCCAUGAAAUUAAGUUAUAUUUAUACUUUUUGUUAAUUUUGUGCUGUUCAUUUUAACAUUAGUGUAUUUGCUUAUAAACAAAUCUAAAGGUAAGAACAUUGUCUAUAUCUGUGCGUUGUUUUUUUUCGAUAUUUUAAUUUUCAAGUUAGUUUCGAAUAUGUGAAAUAUGACAAUUUAAAGAUUAUCGCGUAUCUUGUUAAAAAUUAAAAUAUCUUAACAAAACCAAAAAAAUUGCGUUGCUGCCACCACAUGAAUGAUGUUAACUAUUCUCACCUUGUAUAAUAUUUUAUGUAUUAUCUACGUACGAUAUCUCCGUAUAAUAUUAUUUAUCGUGAUUUCCACAAUUUGCUUAAUAAAAGACACCUAGCUACAUAUAUUAUUACAAAUAUUGUUGUUAUACAUAAUUAUUGUACAAUUUCUUCUUUUCACAGUGUGUGUAUUAUAAUUAUGUACGUGAGUUGGUUAUAGACUCGAUAUGGCUUAUAGAAACCAUUUGCAUUUUUAUGUAUUCACUGCGAGUAUGAGAUUUUUAAAAAAAAAUUUGUUGCUCGGUGAAAAAAAAACUCGCGUUAUAUAUUUUGUAUACUCGUGUAUAUGUAUAUAUAUAUAUAAGUAUAUAAAUUGGAAGUUUGGAAGGUAUAAAUGUACCUAUAUGAAUAAUUUAGUUUAUAAUUAUUUACUGAAAAUAUCAAUAAAUUAGUGGAAUCUAAAACCGAUUCUAAGCAGAGCGAUUAGAUAAUAAUGUAGUUGACGUGUUUUUCCGCCUGUGUAGCCAAGGUAACCCUGCAGAAAUCAACGAAAACAAAACCAAUGUAUCAACAUUUUCUGUCGGAAUUAUAAAUUUUUAAGAAAACAUGUUGGUAUCUAUGUAAUGUAAAAAUAAUUUUUACUAAAUAAAAGACCACCCGGUCUAAAGAUUCGCUUCAUUAAUAUAGUAUAAGGCACGAACAAAUUUGGGUAUUUUUACCAGCCGAUAAAGUAUUUCGAAGAAAAAAAACAUCUUUACUAUACAUAAUAACUUCUUCACUAUAUAUACGUUGAGAAUCGAAAAAUGUCUCCUAUUAUGUUUUGGGUCGUCUGUUGGUGGUUUGUAACGAUUGCAACGUUUAUAUCGAACCAAGCAUGUAGUUACAAAACAAUUUUCAAAACGUUUUGUUAGUCUAUCCCUCUAUACAUUUUGAAACGGAGCAGUUCGAUGUGUAUCAAAUAUUAUUCGUUUUUUUUUUUUUUUUGUACUAUUGACUAUCACCAAAUGGAAACAACCUUCUCCUCCGAUAAUAAAAAAAUAUCUAUAAUAGGUCUUAAAAGAAGUGGUUUUUAUAUAAAACUCGUGUGUGUUCUUUGAAUCGUUCCGCCUCAGGUAUACAAUAUAGUAAAGUCCGAAAAUUCUGAUCUACAGAAAACGAAAAACGUUACUAAAGGUAUAACGUUUACCAUUUGUCGUUUUAGAUCGGCAAAUAGAAAUUCUUUUUUUUCAUUUCUCGUUUUUCUUAGAUACCCGCAGUAAUACGCUGCAUCAUCGAUGUACUCUUUUAUCACUGCACCGGAUCCAUAAUGACCCGUUUUAUUUCGUGUGUGUUCAUUGUGUCGGAAGGAAGCAUAUAGUAUUCUAUAUAUUAUAUAAUGUACACAUACAUACAAAAUCACCUUCCCCUGCAGCAGAUUAAUAUAAUGGAAUAUUAUUUUUUUUUAUUAGUGUUUUUAUUUAUUUUUUUUAUAAUGCGUACAGGUAAAUCCCAGGAGAUGGCCGUUUGGGACCAUUCCAUAGAAUUUUCAUUGAAUUAUAUUAUACGUGUAUGUUUUACCGUUGGUGCAAAAAAAAUAAAAUCGUAUUAUUUAUAGUUUCUAAAUAUACUCGCCGCGUCCCUUCCGGUGGUACUUCGUAGCUCUGCAAGACAUUUUCUCACUCUCUCUAUUUUUUUUCUUCUUUUUUACUACAUAUAUAUCUACUUACGCGCCAAAAGAGCCGAUUUGUGCGUACCAAAAAAAAAAAUAAUUAUAAUAAUAAUAAUAAAUACAUUUUUGUUAUUUGUUUGUAUUGUUCAUCGUAUGUACGACGACGUCGUAAAGUAGUAUAGCCGCCGUUCUAUGCAAGAGAAAUUUCAGAGGGAAAGCGUCGUCUCCGGUGUAUUUUUUUUUUUUGCUAGAAACCAGUGUCGUAAAAAAAAAAAAUUACAACAUACGCGCGCGUGAGCUUGUGCUCUCUACGGAAGGUCAAAGAAAUGUCACGACGACCGCGACUGUAUACACGGAGAAAAGACCGUUUUAUAGACGGUUGCAUAAGUUAACUGCAUUUUUAUUAUUAUUAUUUUGCUUUUUGCAUUGCGCUGCAGAAAAAUAAGGUAUGCCAUAUAAGAAUCGCUAGAUCUCUAUUGGUAUUUGAAUUGUUAUUGGUUAUCUUUAUUGCUACUACAUAAUUGCCGCUCUUCAUAAUAUUAUUAUUUUCAUCAUAAUCGUCGAAAUUUGAUUAAUUACUAAGGACUCGGAAAUUUUUGCACUUGAAAAAUAUUAUAAAAACAAAACUGUAGAAGGGUUUACAUGUUUCCCUUCUAACGGCUUUAAUUUAUUAAGUAAAAUUUUCUAACGCUACAUAAAAUAUUAACCAAAAAUUAUUUUUUUUAUAAUACUUACAAUUUUGUUUAAACAAAAUAACUUUGGGUUAUUAAUACGUGUCGUGUUAGAAAAUUAUAUACAAUAAUUUAGAGUCAAUAAGUGCUUUCCUUAAAGUCUUUUUUGACGUUUUUAAGUGUGUUUUUUUGUAAAUUUUAAGCGCAUUAAGUCCCGAGUCCUAAUUAUUACAAUCGAUGGAAUAUUUAAUGAAAAUUUGUUUUUGUGGGUUAGUUCUUAAUAUGUUCCUAUAUUUAUUAAAUAGAACUCUUAUUAUCUGUUUUAAAUGACAAAAAUAAAGUUAAUUUGUACAAGGGCAAUUGCAGUGUGAUAAAUCCAAAAAUGAUGAGUGUGCUAAAUAAUAAUAAACUGAAUUUAAUAAGGAUAAUUAUACGUUUGACUUGGUAACUUUUAUAAUAGGUAGUAUAAUUCAUACAUUUGCAUUUAAGAAUUCGUCGUACAUUAUUAUAUGUUAGCUACCUAUUAAUUAUUUAAAAUGACUAAAUAUUAAAGAAAAUACUUAAUCACAGUAUUUCAAUUUUGUUGUAGAUACGUAAUGAGUACCUAAUGGUACCUUAGUAACAAAUUAAUACAUUUACCUUAAGAAGUAAUUAGCUCUAAUACUAUUAUUUAGCUCUUUGGUGUUGGUUUUAUAUUACUAGUCACAUGCAUUUUAGUAAUAAAGUACAAUUUAAUUAUGCAAUUAUGUUGUGAUUAGAAUGAUAAUCAAUCAGAAAAUCGUAUUUGGUUGCAGAGUCCAGCUAUUCCUAUAUCGCAUACGGUAAUAUUAUAUUUUAUAUAUAGACGAAAUUAUAGUCUUCUAUGCGCACGGAUCUAAAUAAGAAUAAUUAUUAUUAUUAGACUUAGGCACUUCCGAAUAGUUUUUACUGUAGAUAGUUUUCAAUAGUAGGAUGAAUUAUUUAAUGUUCUAUUCUAAUACUUUUUUUUUUCCACAACCGAAUAAUUAUUCGGAAAAACUAGCGAAUCUUAAAAAAAAACUAUAAGAAUAGUUUUUAAUUUGUUGAAUAGUUCUAUAGUAACUAUUAGAUUGUGUCCAUCAAUGAGGAACAAAUAGCCUAAAUACUCAUGUGUACUUGCAUGAUGAGGAUUUGAUUUGUGAUGGUAGUGGCUGCAUUUUUGUAUAUUGUACCCCUGAGAGUCCCCCCCUCAUCCCAUUUGUGCUAAUAAUUCUAAAGCUCGCAUAUCAUAUUAGAAUCCCGGGUAGAAAAAAAAAUAAGAUAUAUAUAUGUAUCUACUGGUAUAUAAAUCAAUACUACGGUUGUCAGUUUUUUAAAAUUCUGAGUAAAUGAAAGCAGUAAAUGAAAAAAUUUCAAAAAUGACUUCUACAUCAAAAUAUUUGUUAUUUUAAGGCGCAUAAAAAUCAACAGCAAAAAUAUCGUAAAUUAAUUUUAUAAUAAACAUGGUUAUACUUUUGUUUUGUUUAAAUAUAUUAAUGUAGUACCAGUAUUAAACAAACAGUGAGCAAAAAUGCAGUAACUGAUUAUAAUAUCACGGUAAUUUUUGCUUAAAUAUUGACUCACAUACAUUAUUUGUGUUUAGUAUUUAUAAUAUUUUUGCGUUUUAAAGUAUUUUUUGGUAUUUUACACGAGUUUCAUUGAAUUCUAUGGAAUAAGUUAUUUAAGAAUCAUAAAUUUAUUUUAAUAAAUUCAAUAAACAACACGGCAAGGCAAUUCAGAAAGUAAUUUUUUUUUAUCAAAAUGAUUACAAUAAUGUCACCUUCUGGACGAAAUAAGCUCAAUCUGAGAAUUUAAAGUUUUUGUUUUAUAGGUGCGUCGAAGUGAUAUAAAAGUUUGUUUUAAUUUCACCAUAUUGUUGUGCAGGAGGGUGUUAUUUUAACUUUUAAAACCCCUACAGACCCUCAAAUGAAGCCAAAGUGAUGAAAUCACAUAUAUACAUUAUAGCGUUAGUAUUAUUGAGAAACGUGCCUUUUGGGGUUUCGACUUUUAACUUCAAGCCAUACCAUUUUUAUGCUCAAACUUCACUUUUUUUUUAGGAAGUACUUAAUUAUUGUAUAGUUAAUACGUUGUUUUACAAAGAAUGUGUAUUAAUUAUACAUAUUAUACAAAAAUAAUUGAGGGAGGGGGAAAUUCGAUUCUAGUGACGGAGUUCUACUGCAGCCUGGGUGUGGUUUUUUUUUUAUUAAUGAUAUUUGAUUAAUUAAAUUAGUUGGUCUCUUUUUGUUUCUUUUACCGAAUAACGUUUUAUUAUUGUUUAUUUAUUAUUAUACUCGCGACCGGACGUUUUUUCGCUUUUUUUUUCUCUUUCGCUCUCCCCUCCAUUCUUUCAUAUUUUUUACGCUUGCGUGGUGGUACCGUCACAAUAAUAUUAUUGUAUGACAUAAUUGUAUUUUAUGUAAUAAUAAUAAUAAUAUUAUUAUUAUACAAAAGUGUGUAAUACGCUGCGGCGCAGAUUAUAUUCUCGUAUUAUAAUGGUACAAGACGUAUAAUAAUACGACGACGACUCGAAUUCCCCUUCGCCGCGCCUCAAACGAAAACGGUUCGACGUUGUCCCGUUCAAAGUAUAUAGUAGUAAUAAUAAUAAUAAUAUAUUAUACGGCGCGCGGCGCGGAUAAUGAAUGGCGUGAGUUUCGUAGUAGUAGAAAAAAAAAAUAAAAACUACAAAGGAUAAGGAUACGAAGAGAGGAAGAAGAAGAAGAAGAAGGAAAAAAAAUAAUAUGCGUUCGUGCGGCGGUGGCGGUGCGACGGCAGUCGUGGCCAACUAUUACUGCACACAUCGUCGCCGCCGACUCAGUUGGCCACACUGCGUUUCGAUAUAUUAUAUUAUACUUGCUGCACUCGGUAGGUUCGCGGACGAGUUUUGAGUAUUUUUUUUCUUUCCCGUUCCCUCUCUCUGUCUACCGCGGCCCGUCCGUCCGUCCGUAUCGUUGUUUUUGCGCCGUGCGCUCCGACCGACCGAAAAUCCAUCGCAUCACAAAAAUCGAAAAAAUUAAUAAUAUAAUUUACAAUUUUAGGUAUAAUUUAGUGUUAUACCUAUAGAUAAUUUAUACGUCACGUUACUUUUUUUUUUUUUUUAUAAUAAAUUGAUAUUUUUUGAUACCCGAUUUUUUAUUUUUCUCUCCGUCUAAGUACAUCUUUUUUUAUUUUUCCUAGACAAAACACAAUAUUUACGUCCGUACAAGAAUAAUUACAUCGCCGGUCGUAGUGUUUUUUUUUCUCGUAAUAUUAUUCGUCGUGUGUUUAAAAACCGCGUACGUAUGACAACCACAGUAAUUACAAAUAAACGCAUACUAUUGUAUUAUUAAAAGUACAGAUACUGUUAUUGUGAUUAGCGUUUUUGGACAGUUUAAAAUAUUUCUCGUGUUUUUCUUUAAUUUAUUCUGUUCGAAAUAAUUAUUAUCAACGACACCUAUUCACUCGUACUAAUAUACUCGCGUGUAAUUGCGUUUGAUAUUAAUUCAAUUUUUUCUUCCGUCGACUACUUGAAAGUGCGCCGAAGAUUAAUACAUCGCGUCGCGUGUCGUGUUCCGUAUUACGGGGUACGAUUUUUUCGCUAAACAAAUAGAAAAAAACCAUUCGUGAGUUUCUGUACUCGCACAACAGUGAGUAAAAAAAAAACCAAUCGAGUCUGCCCGCGCAGUGAGUGUAAAAUAAUAUCAUCGUCGCACCCGGCCAACAGUACGUACAUAAUAUUAUUGUUUUUUGUUAAAAAACACCUUUUAGCUUUUUAUAUUUUGUAUAUUAAUUGUUAACGAGCGGUGGCGGCGUAAACGCGUUUUUCACCGCCCAAAAGAAUAAUAAUUGCAAAAAAAAAAAAAAACAGUCGUUCAUUCCGCCACCGCUUUUUUUUUUUAAAAAUAUGUCUACGAAAUUUUAUGCACCGCCGGCGAUCACGCACAUACACGCCAAUAUUUGAUUGAUAUUAUUAUUAUUAUUUAAUAAAUUUUUAUUACGCGUCGUCGCCUCUGCGUAGUAGUAGUAUAACGUCCUCGUCGUUCUAUACAAUUUCUAAUGUUUUCUUUAUUAUUAUUAUUUUUUUUCAUAAUCGUUUAUAAUUCUCGUUCUCGCCCUACAGGCUAAUAUUAUAAGUGUAGGCUACGAGUAGGCACACAACGCACGCGACCAGUCACAUUUCCCACACGUGGCUUACGACGUCCGCCGCCGCCGCCGCCGAGACAUUCCGAUCGUCUCCGCACCCCUCGCGCUCACGCGCGCGCGCGCGUUCGCUCUCGUGUAUUGCGCGCAGGUGACUGAGAAAAUUGCCUGUAUGAUACCCCGCGUUUUUUUUUAUUUGGCCCCGUGCGGACGAGAUAGCGACGGUCGUACACGGACAUCGCUCUUGUACAUUCGUCAUUGAUAACUAAACGUAAUAAAAUAAUACGAAUAAUAAUAAAAUUGUCUGCGAUCCACUUGUAUAAUACACGUACACGUCUCGCUUGCGUGUAGGCGCGCACCGACUAACCCACGGGCGCGAGUAAUAACAAUAAUAACAUUACGGCGUGGACCGCCGUCGUCGUCGUCGUCGCCGCCGCCGCCGCCUCGCAUUCCUCGCGUGCGCAACGUGCGUGUGCGCGCGUAGAGGACGCUCGACGCCGUCAUAAGUGAAGGGCAAAAACUCGCGUCGUCGUCGUCUUCUUCGUCGACUGUCGCCGCGGAUUCCGACGAGUUGCGUGUGCGGCGUGCCGAGUAACGCGUGUCGUCGGCAUGUCCCGUUAAAGGGGUGUGAGAGGGGGAUCGGGGUAGCUUAGGAGGCGUUCAUAUCCGCCUUGGCGGUGACGCAGAAUCGAUAAUAAUAAUUAUUGCCUAUAUCGCACUCGAAAUAACGAUACGAUUCGAUGUUCCUAUGGGGGGGGGGAGAAGAUGGUCCCUCGAGAACCCUGUAAAGUUCGUUCGGAGUAAAACGAUUCUGGCAACGGUUUUUGCAAAAUCGAUUCGUAACGAUCAAAACUCGUGUUUAUCCGGGCAAAAUUCCGUAUCCAUUCCGUUUCCGCCGAACAAUAUGAUGUACCUAACCGGUCAAGUCGCGUGUACAGUAACAUUUCAAAAUAUUCCGAAUACCUACCCGAUGCCCCCAUUUUAUAACGAGCUUUAAAACGCCAAAUAAUCAUAAUAGCAACGGGAAAAUAACCCUCUUUAGAAACGAACUCAUAGGGUAAACAAUGCGAGUCGAUUACAAUAAUGUCGUGUACUUGUAUCUUACGUAGUGAAAACAUACGUACAUUAACUACUCUCGCUAUUAGCUAGCCUAAUGAGCUCAUAAUAUAGACAAUUUUACUUUGAAAUUGUAUUUUAUUAUUAUUUUUGUUGAUCAAAUUAUUAUUAUUCAACUAAUUAUUGUUGUUGUAGUGUAUUAUUACAUUACAGUCGUAAUAUUAUCAUAGGGUACGUUUUUCUACGGACUCGAUUCGAAUUAUUUAUUCGUUCGCCCUUUCGCGAUAUGUUUCACUUCUCGUAUAGCGAUUCGACAUUUUCCGUUCACACUCCUAACCAUGGGCGCAAACCAACUUUGGGGCUGUUAAAAUUAUAGACACGUUACAGACCCACGGGCAAUGUCUCAACAAACCCCUUUACACGACACCUAUAAUAAGCAAAUAACUACACGUUACAUUUACAAUUUUUUUUAUGAAAAUGUACCAUAACUUUUUGAUUUAAAUUUUUGUACACACACGCAUUGUCUGUGCAGGUAAUCUGCAUUUUGCUCUGCGUAACCUAAUUAGGUAUGAAAUACACGUGUAAAAUAUUUAGUUGACGCUGUAAAAAAGCUUAUUGGGUAUUUUUGUGGGUGCUGAACACCCACCCCCGUUGCACCCCUCCCCUCCCAUAAAUGCACUUCAAUGUUUCUAACUUUAAAUUCGGCGAUAACGGCCCACGCGUCGCCGAAUGCGCGAAAUUGUCGGUUCCGGGGAGAUGCGUGGCGUACGACACCAACAAGUACCGGCGGUAGAAUCGUACGACGACGACGUAACUAGGCGUAAAGUACGAGGAGUCGCGAUUACAGCAGGCAGUAUUCGUCGACGACCACAAUGUGUUAUACACCGGGGGAGGUCGAUGGAGGGUCAUUAAAUGAGUAUUAUCUUUCGCGGUCAAAUUAUAAUCGUUUCCUAACCUAACCUAACCUCAUACCUAAUCCUAAUCGAACGAUUCUUUGAAGGCUCCCCCCCACGAACCGUUGUACUCGCUUGCGAUGACUAUACCAUAGCAGUCAGGUACUUACUCAUACCGCCGCGGUGUGUAAAAUAUAAUUAUACGCGUGUUGUACUAGUGUACAGUUGGCAGUGUUUGUGAAUAACAUCAUUAUGUGUGUGUGUGUUCGAAUUUAGUUCGUAUCCCGGCCCAUCGCGUAUAGUUAUGACUCCGAACGAUAUGGACCAGAAUCAGCAACAGGCCAACCACGGCAAUACGCAAGACUACAACGGUUACGCGUAUGGUCAACAGAGCGCCGCUCAGUUCCAACAGAGACACGCGGCAGCCCUGCAGAGGUAAAAAAAAAAAAAAAAAAAUUCUAUUUUGUAGUUCUUUAGUAGUAUUGUAGACCGUUGGCGAGAGCUACCGUGGCGGCAAUGAACUAGCCCCGCGGGACGAACAUCGCCGCCGAUAGCUCUUUAAGGUUAGGUUUUUUUUUCCCGCCGAACGCGCGUGUACCGCCGUCAGUUAUUACUUUAUUUUGUAUGACAAUAUAUUACAUCGCGGAAUAUCUCGGUACCGUCAGACUCUUGAUGUUAAUGGUAUUAUAUAGGGUUAAGUCGUUUUUUUUUUUUUUUUUGGUAUAUCGCUCGCACGGUCAUCACGUGUGUGACGCGCCCGGCCACGGCGGCAGCCAAUGGCGGCGGUUGUCGACGUACGACGAGGGGUAAUCGCCGCCGUCACCGCGUGUGCGUGGCUCGUGAUGCGGACAAAUGAACGGGCCGAGAGAAGGGUCCCGUCACCCCACGUAUAAUAAUAUGGCGGCACGUCGCCGUUGUUUUUUUUCCUCUCUCGAAAAUAAUCGUCCGAAAUUGGGGUGCGGGAAAAAUAAAACGUACCGAGAGCGGCGGCUGAAUUCGUCGUCGUUCCGCGUGUGUUCGCCGUAUACGAUUUGGUGGUCGACCGACAGGUGUGAACUGUUCAUCCGCAAUACCAUUCGAUAAUCGCGUGUUCCGUCGUCAUCGCACACACGUGUCUUUUGAGAAAAAAAAAACUCCGUAAAAAUCGCAUCGGAGUUCAAGAAUACGGUUCUAUAUUAAAAUACGAUAAAAUGUUUUUUUUUUUUUUUUUACAAGGUUCCAUUCAUAUAUUCUGCGAUCGAUUUCUUUUCUAAAAACGCGCGUAUAGAGGCAGGUCAGGCAGUUCCGCGUAUUUCGAGACGAGCGGUUCGUUUUUAUUAUUUGCUCGGGUAUUUUAAUUUCCGGUUAGGGUCGUCGUAUAGGCAUUUGCACUCGGUCAACACUGAGGAAUUCUAGAUAUGUUCCGGCAGGGUUUUUAGGAGUUUGAAAAUAUCGGUUUUUUUUUUCUCUCGAAUAGUUUAUAGUAAACGACGUAUUGGACCCGAUGGAAGAAAUGCGGGAAUUUAUUGUUCCGCCCCUGUUUGCAGGUGUUUAAACUGGGGGGAGGAAGGAAUGCAAAAUAAAGUAAAAAUAUAGUUCGUUUAGUUUUUUUUUUAACUGUCUAAAAUACGAGAAGAUAGGAAACGGAACGGGGAUAUCCUUAUUAUUAUUUGUUUUACGAACAACUACUAGCUGCAUACCUAAUAUAGUGAAUUAAGUUUAUUAAUUUAAUUAAUAAUUAAUUAAAUUAUUUUGUUACUUUCUGCAUCACUUUUAUAUCAUUUUUGGAAAUCGAGUUGUAAAAUUCGAAAAAGAAGGCUAGGCUGAUCUCGUGAACGCCGAGUUCAAAUCCGUUUGCAUCGCUUCGGUACGUCGGCCGGACAAAAUCAUCGGUCUAAAUUGCCGUAAUAUUGCUGUGCGUAUGCGUUAGACAAAGAAAGAUAACGAAACCCUUUUAUUAGCACACUUAUUAUUUAUAUUAUUAUCCGUCGUACAGAGACGUUAGCCGUUACGAGCACAUUUCCAACACUUAUCGACGCGGAUCCGAAUCCAAGGCAGCAAGUAACCUGUUUUCCCGUAUCUAUAUAGGUACUAUUCUAUAAUAAUAGUAUUACAAUAUAAUAAGGAACGCGUUUCGGCGGUGGUCAAUGACCGGAAGUCGUUUUCGAAACGUGCGAGUGACGUAACGGGCGCGUAUAUAUAUAUAAAAAAAACCGCCGCGGAAUGCUGCAGUUGUUUGUGUACUUUCUUCGUCGUGGGCAGUAAAAUUUUUUUUAUUUUAUCAUUACAGCUUUCGCCCGCAAUCUGCGCGAGCGGAUUUUACGACUACGACACGGUCCUUUUUUUUUAUAAUGCAUCGUAUUUAUUUCAAGUCUUAAGUAGCAUUUGUAAAAAAAAAUUAAAAAAAAAACCCAUGUCAGUAGAAUCCAUUCGAUUUUGACAUACAGUACAGUGGGUAUAUCUACGAGAUUUGAAAAUAUCCCGUGUGUUUUAAUUGCGUGUAGGAAAUCGUCAAAUCCCGCAGAUAUACCUGAAUAAUACUGGCACAUAAUAUUAUAGUCCGUGUUUAUUUUUCAAACAUCAUAUCUGUCACAUUUCACUUUUGGAUUGCCGUAAAUCGAUUCUUUAUUUAAAACCGAAAUACGAGUUUAAGAAUAAACCUUGAACCUCUGAAACCCCCCCUGCAUUUGUCGCUGUCUAUAUUUCGAAAGUAGUGUAUAUGAAUUCGAUUUUGACGUAAUUCUCAAGUAGUAAUACUGUAUUAUGGUUCGUAUAUUCUUGUAAAAACUCCGUGUUUCGAAAAUAGAUUAUAUUUUGAUAUCAAGUGUACAAAAAUGUUAAACAUUUUGGCCGGAAAUGAUGUAAUAUAGAGAAGUGUUAUCUAUAAACGUGGAUAUAAAUUUAUUUUUACGAAUAAUGUAUUUGUAUAUGUUCUGAGUAGCAUUUGAGAGUUACUUGACUUAUAAAAUAAGAUUUAUAAUUUAUUAAUCUAGGAAAAAACUUGUUCGGUUUGUAAAAAUGUUCCGAAUUUUUUACGACGCAUACCUUAUACCUCAAAAGAUGCGGAUUUUUCGUUCGGGCUGUGUGAUCCGAAAAAAAUGUAUAGAUUCUCGACCAUUUUUCUAAUAACUGUACUUAUACAAUCUUAUCAGUUUAUCGAGUUCCGUUCUGAAUCGUUUUUUGAUUAAGGUGAUUUAUAAAUAUAAAUUAAAUUACGCCUAUAUGAGCCACGGUACCCAGUAUUAUGUGCUGUUUUUUUUUUCAAGAUUAUCGUGGUGCACAUAAGCAUACUUUUAAGAAUAAUAUAAUUUAAUUAUUGUAUAGCUUCGAUCGAAAAUAUUCUUCUAGCACGUAAUUCGCUAUUUUCUCGAAUGGUCUCAACACUGCACUAUUGUAAAUUCCCUUUCAUUAUUGUAUAAUCGUAUUAUAAUAGGUUAUAUAAAACCUAUUUGUUUUUAAAUCGAUAGCGUGCAUUGGCUAACAAAAAAACAAAAAACCAAAAAAAAGUAAUGAUAAUAAAAUUAUAUUAAAAAAAUAUCUGAUAAAUAAUAAAUCUAUAAUGUGCAUUUUAUAUUAUAUCGGUAUUAUCAUAUAUUUAUUUAAUUUAUUUUUAAUCUUUAUAUUAUCUCUCUCAAAGUCCCUUCGAUAUUGGUAUUUCAAAAUAACUACGAGUCAACAUACACACAUAUUAUAAUUAGGUAUUUGAGUAAUAGGUUAUAAUGUAUAACUAUAUUCUCGUGAUUUGUGAUUUUCUUUAUUUGUUUUUUUUAUUUUCAUAAAUCAUGGUUAUAUUAAACAUUAAUAAUCAUAUUCUUCAUCGUUACAUAAUUUCUAUAACAUAUUAUUUAUAAUGUACGAUUCAGUUAAUGCACUUUACUUAACGAAUUCCAUUUUUUUCUAGCAUUAUCUAUACAGUAUAGUACAAUAUUUUUGUAAUUAUUGAUAUUAUUCACUUCAACUUCAAAACCAAAAUUGCAAUAGAAAAAGGCUUUGUCUGUUAUAUUGUAUAUAAUUAUAAAUGCAUUUAUUUUUGUAUUAUUGUGGUUGUUUCCCGUUAAUUUUGAACACUUUUAGCGGUUAUUUCUGAACCAAAUAACUAGCUCAAAUUCGGGAAUUGGAUUAGUUAGUGGUUAUUCUAACAGCUAAUUGAAGUGUUACAAAAUUGGAUAUAAUUUUAUUACGAAUUUGACCGUGCUAUCUAUUGCAAGUAAAACGGGAGAAACAUAAACGCGAUUCCCGUUCAAAUUGUACUGGAUUUUCAAUAUUUCAAAAUACUAUUAUUUUCUCGUAAUUUUACAACUCUUGAAAAACGAAUAAACGGUUUGGCUUUUCUUCAGAAACACGACGUUUUUUGGCAUCGCGGUAGCGACAGAUUAGAAACGAUAUUAAAUUGGACGAAAAUAAACGUUAAUUAUAUAAUAACAAUUAUAAUAAUUAAGAUUGAGUGAAUACAGUGACGUCCAAUGCGGUUUUGCUAAAAAUAAGAUAUAGAAAAUACAUAAUACUCCUCGCGUUUUAUAAUAUAUUGAUACAACACAGACAAACCUACAUAUUUUUUUUUUUCCUAACAUCGUUAAGAUGAGAUUGAUUCCUAGUGGAGAAUUUUGACGUCUGUGGGUUAAGUUAACUACAGCCUAUUUAUUUUUAUUAUUUUGCUUGUAAAAAUAAUAUUGAAUAGUGUAUAAUUUGUUGUGUUCAAAAUAAAAUACGUAGUAUAUUUGUUCUUUUUGUGAAAACCAUGACUGUUCUGGAAGGGGGUGAUAAAGUCUAGGCAAACAGCUAUAAAUUCUGCAGAUAUCGCUGUUUGUAGCCUAUUCGUUUUUCACAGUUGGACACAUUUUUUACGAGCUCGAAUGUAUAUUUUUUAUAGUUUUGCGUUACCUACCGAGCUUUUAUCCAUCGUUAAGUUUUACGCGUUAUUUAAAUAUUAAAUGAUAUGAUUUUUAUUUCAAAAUUAUAUUGUGUACGACUUCAUUAUCGUUCAGGUUAAACUAAUCUAAACUUAUCUAUGAUAAGUAAAUUGUUUUAUUGGAAGUUAAUGUCUGUCUAAACAUAUUAAAUUAAUUAGGUACCUAAGUAGUAAUAAUUAAUGGAGUCUGUCAUUCAAAUCUCUGUACGUUUUUUUAUAUAUUUAAUACCAUUAUUAGCCCCUUUUUUAAUUUAAUUUAGCGUCUUUUCAAGUAAUUAAAAAUAUUACAGUACAAAUUAUGGUUACAUAUUUUGUUUUUGUUUUUUUAAUAAGAAAUGACUUUUUUUAUGUUUCUCUCGCUCGAUGUUUGCGGUAAUUGACUUAAGACCGUAAUUCAUGUUUUUGCGUAUAUUAAAUAAUAAUAUUUUAUGAUGUCGGCUGAUAUUCGCAAUAUUGUCGUAACUUCCAAAUUGUGAUUUUGCGUGUUUAUGAUAUUUUAAAAUAAAAUAAAUUAUAACGUAUUGUUUGAAAGCAUGCUAGCUCAAAAAAUAAUUAAUUAUCCCCGAUAAAAAUACAACAAAAUUGUUGCAACGAAGAAAAAUUCUUAAUUCCUUGGGAUUUCUAUAUAAAAAUGUUGUUAUUUUGGAACUAUAGGACAAUAAUAGGAAAACAAUACGAUCACACAUUUAUAAUAAUAUAUUAUAUAACAAAUUUGAAUAUAAUAUGUUAAGUUAUAUUUUAUAAUAACACGGUGCUACGGAAACCUAACCACCACUUGUUGGACCGAAUCUGAAACUGUUCCAAGGUAGUAUUAUAGUGUCCUAAGUGUAAAUGUUAGACCUUAUCGUUAAAAACCUCGGCGGGUUCAGAUAAAUCAAAAGAAAUGAGAAAAAAAAACGUCAGUUAGAUCACAGGAAUCGGAGGUACAAUCAAAACAAAACGAGAUAUUUUAGUUGGUGUUUUUCAUUUUCCCAGUAAAAACUAUCAAAAAUCACCGCGAUCGGUGUUUUACCGAGUCAAUUUGAUUAGAGUAGGUUUUCUUAUCUUUUUGAAAUAAUACCAGGUUAUUAAUACCAAUGUUGCGUUUGUUGCAUUUUUUUAUUAUAUGUGGGUCUGGUGUAAAAUUGAUAGAAUUUUGCUACGAUAUACCCAAUGUAGUAGGGGGGGAGGAGUGAAUUCAAAAUUCUAUCUAAUUCAAGCAUAAUUCAAGCUACUAUUUGUUAUAAUAAAAUAUCGUCGACUAUGACAAACGUCAUCGUCGUGUAUACCUAUAUAUAUAUAUAGAUUAUGUUUCGAAAGUAUAUCGGAGGUAAAGAGUGAACUUGUAUAUAUUAUAAUAUACGAAUUUCGGCACGAAAAUUCCGUUCGAAAUGCACCGCUUCAGCCAUUCUAUAGAGGGAUUAUUAAAAUAAUAAUAAAUUAUCUUUGUUAUGAGUAUCGCGCAAUUUCCAAUCGAAACGUUUAAGCGAUAUUCGACGUCCGCCUAGAAAACGAUUCGGGUUUCGUCGAUUCUUGCCAACGUAUUAAACAUGUGAAGUUAAACAUGAAAAAAAAACUGUAUUUUUCGCUCAGAUAAUAUAGAUACGGAUACAGGGCGAAAUUGUGUGACAGACGAAAGAGAAGAGAAGCGCUUGUUUGCUACGCGCAAAUACCGCGGUGAUUUUAGUAGCGCAUUGACUAUAGGGUUACCGGGUUAUAAUUAAUAACGAUAAACGAUAACAAGUUUUAAAACAAACCAGUGCGAAUAAAAACCGCGACUAUUGAUGGGAAUCGGGCGGUUCCACUCCCGUGAUGACGGUAAACCAAAUCGUCCUUGUCUGGGUCUGGUUCAUCAUAUAUAAUAUUAUCCGACGCGCAAUAAACUUUUAACAUUUUGUUAUUUCGUCCGUGCGCUGGACUCAUCGAGUGCGCGCAUGGGGAGCACCAGUUUAAUAAUUGAAAAAAAAAAAAAUCGUAUAUCGUAAAUCGUAUUACGGCGACGACCAAAAAACUUUGACGAACGUCGCGCACUGUACGCGGGAUAGGCGUACCUACCCCUACCGAUGACGGGACGCGCGUACAUAUAUAUAUAUAUAUAUAUAUAUAUAUAUAUUAAUUGUAUAUAUACUUUAAUAAUAUAUAUAUAUAUAUAUAUAUAUAUACCUCUAAUAUAUUAUAGUGUGUGCACAAACACACUCACACACACACACGAGAGCGCGCGCACGCUAAUCGAUAGAAUUGCAAUGGCGGGCGGAAAAGCGCGGUCCCUUCGCCACCGGCAAACGGCCCGCCGCCGACUAUUUGACCGCCAGCCCCGCCGGUCGCGCACGCGCUAUCCUGCAAAGGGGUAUCCGGUGUACAAAAAAAAACAAAACAAAAAAAACAUAAAUAAUAUCGGGCUAGUGGACGACAGGCCGUGUAUAUUAUAUUUAUUAUACGAGGAGGACGACGGUAAUGAAAACUGCAAGCAAAAAAAAAAAAAAAAACCGCACGAGUAUAUAUUUAUAUAUAUUAACGUCAUACAGCCCCCGCGGUGUUUGGCGAAUUCAAUUUUUUUUUGUUUUUCCCGCCCGGAUCUCGUUAACGUUUUAGCGCGUGUGCGCGUAUGUAUUGUAGUGCGCGCGCAAAUCGCGAACCGUCGUGUGCGAACACAAUGGGGCACGCGAUCUUGGUUCGCGAUGCGGGGGCGUUGUGGUGCAGAUGGCAUAAUAUGGACGCCGCGUACGGGAUGGACCGCCGGACAAUCGCGUGCCCGCCUAUCGGGGCUGUGCGCGCGCGUGUGCAUAUAUUAUAAUUAUUCUUAUUAUUGUUAUCGUCGUUGUCGUGGUGGUGUGCGGGGGCGCGAAAUGGGGGCGAGCGAAUAAAUAAUAUACGCGCGGCUAAGACUGCAGCCGGGGAAGCGGGGUGGAGCGCGAGAUAGGUGACGUUUUUGCGCGCGCGGGACGCGACCGCCGCCGCGGACCGGUGUUUCUGACGGCGGCCGCGCGCCGGGGGGACGAAUUUUUUAUUUAUUUUUAUUAUUAUUUUAUAAACGCCAAUCGGCUAUUUGAACAGCGUGCGUGUCGUCUAGGGUGACUUGUACCAGGGGUCGUAUGAUAAUACGCUGGCGAUGUUUUUUUUUUUUUUUAUGAAACUGGAAAAUCGAUUGUGAUAUACUUUGCUUUUUUUUUCAAAAGAAAAAAAUAUCGUCAAACGAAAAAUGUACAGCCGUGUUACGAUUUUUAUUCUCUUGUACCUAGCCGUAAAUUCUUUUUAGGUUCAGCUUUUAAUUAGAAAAAUACCAUACUCUACGCCUUCGGAAAAUAUUCUUCUCUCUGAAUUUUGUGAUUUGUGUUUAAUAAAUUAUUAAUUUCAACCUAAACGCCACAUUUCAUGUUUCUGGUAACUUAUAAUUAUUUUGCUAGUUCGUCGCCCAUCAGAUUGACCGAGACGAUAAACGCGGAUGUUAAAAUAUUUAAAAACCCAAAAACCACACGAGUUACAAAACAGAUUGCCAUUUUUUUUUCUCUUUUAUUUAGGAAACUAAGAAAAAUGAUUUUCUAAAUGCACCGAUUAGAUUAAAAUAGCUACACAAGAGUAUCUUUAAAGUUUAAUUUAUCUGGUAGAAAAGUUGUAUAUAGAUACAAAAAAAUCGAAUAAAAACACAUCGCAGUAAAACCAAUACAUUCCUCGCAUUUUUCAGAAUCUAAAAACCUAACAAUGGGAAAAUAUUGUCGUUGAGGUUCAGAAAAAAAAAAGUUUUUCUUGAAAACUGCGGUUUUAAUAUAUUUCGUUAUUCUGUAAACCUUCAUAUAAAACUGUUUGUUGAUCAAAUGCAGUAUAAUAUUACAAUAACUGGAGACGACCUCGGAGCCAAAAAGUCAACAACCGGAUAACUCCAUUUUUUUAAAUUGUUUAAGAAUAAUAAAUUAAACGUUUUAAAUUUGUCAGGAUUUGUAUCACCGAAAUUCUAAAACAAGAUAAUUCCAAUAAUUGCCAUUGAAAACUAACUUAGACAUUGGCAUUAUUAUUUGGCUGAUCUCCAAUUGCUGAUCGAGCGAGUUCAAAAUAAAUUUCAUUCCUAUAUAUGUCCAGGAGGUCGAUUACCCCCUCCCCCGCUCCUCUUCGUUCGCUCUUCAAUAUAGCCUUAGCUCGAUAUUUUUCUCGUAAAUGUGUACAUUUUAUAACAUUUAUAUAUUGGAUUCAUUUUAAUUCUGAACCAAAUGUAGGGAAUUUUUUUUGUUGAAAUGAUGUCGUCAAAAAGUCGCUGUUAAAGUGGAGUUAUCAUCUACAGGUUGUUGCACCAAUAGGUCUUUAAUUUCAAGACGUACUACAUUUUCGCGGCGUACAGAUUAAAUAUUCAAAAUGUUUAUCCCGGCUACCGGAUGAAGUGUGACGGAAAUCUACCUGAAAAUUAGAAUAUUAUACGAGUAUGCUUGUAUGUAAUACUAAUAUACAUAUAUCGGGUAUUUUUUUGUUUUUAAUUUUCUAACUGACUGUAUGUGGGUAUACCACCUAAACGUAGGUACUACACUUGUGAACGACGAUCACGUCGAAAUGCAAUUUCGUUAGUAAUUUUUUUGGAUGCUUUUUUUUCCGUGGUUCGCGUCGUGUCGGCAGUAGUAAUAUUGUAUAGUUGUUUGUUUCGCAUACAACAAUGGAAAUAUCAUGUCGUAUAGGUAAUAUUGUGUCGAAUAUAAUGUUGUCUCGAUAGUUACUAAUGACUAGGUUUGACGACAGGCUGCGCGUUUUCUAACCUAACCGAGUUUGGAAUGCAGCGGAUGACGUUCGUUUUGUUUUAUAGGUGUGGUAAACUUAUGCCGACGACCGUGCGAUUUCGUCGUCAUUAAUCAUCACCACCAGUCGGUAAAAACUACAGAUAAAUUUAUAAAAAAAUUAAAUUUAAAAAAACCCUCGAAAUAUACCCUAUCCAUGAUGAGUGAUCGUAAAACUUAACAGCCAGAGCAUACUGUUAUAAUAGCGUACUAAUUGGCCCAAAGAUUGUUAGUCCCAUGAAUUACUCGAUAACAGUGUAAAAAAAUAUUUGAAACAAAAACAAAUAGUUCAAUUUGCCCUCUUUAUUUAGUAUACGACUUUUAACUUUAUACAUCUUACGCGGAACUCCAAUGGUGAAACGAACACGGUCUUCGAGAACUACUAAAUAGUUUUCUCUUUACUAUAUUUUCUAGUAAUUUUUGUGAAAAUAUUGGGAAAUAUCGGUGAUUGGAAACUAAGAUGCUUUUGGAUUAUUUUAGGGUUCAGUUGUACGUCGUGCGACCGACUGUAUAUUUAUGUAGUUGUAUAUCUAUGAUAAAAACCAACGCGACGUUUUUGUUAUAUAUAGUUAAAAUAUAAGUGUUAGUGCUCUGCAAGUGUCUGAUAUUUAAUCAAAUUAUCAAAACUUUAUUUUAUUUUUCCUGGAAAACUUUACAUCAUCACCGAAUUACACGUUUCGAUUUAUUAUUACGCGUAAGUGUAGAUACAAAAUGUUCAUUAAACGUACGGUGUAAAGUUUACUCGAAUAAUAUAAGUUAUUGUAUUAUAUAACAAAACAUCGUCGUUCAUGAAUUAUUUUAGAAAUUAUGAAUGGCUUUUAUAGUAUUACUAUUUUAAAAUGCUAAUUGCGGUGGAAGGAAAGCGCGGCCGCCGCCGUGCUACAAUAUAGUAGUACAAUUUAUAUAAAUACAUGCAAAUAACGGCUGAGUUCAACGGUUUCUAUAUAUUUUUCUUUCUCUUUGUCGUUCUAUGUAAUAUGAAAACCUCGGAAUGUUAUAAUUACAUAAUAUCUCGUUAAUUACAACAGAUAAAUCUGUUGAAAACUUUUGUUUCGAUCAAAACUAAUAUGUACGGCGUGUUUUACCAGAAUUUCGUGGUUCAAAUAUAGUUUAGAAACUAUUUUAAUACAUCAUCGUGUAGUGUAAUGCAGCCACAUCAAAAGUGUCAUUAUGACGUAUGAAGCUCGGUGUGUAUUCCACAAUCACGUUUUCACGUUCCUAAAAAAAUUUUUGUUUUUUUUUUUUAAAUUACUUUCGGUUAAUUAAAACUCUCCAAAUUGUUCACGUCGUAUAUCCUUAGAAAUGUGCGAAUUUGAUUUAUGUCCCUCCAUUUAUGGAUUAUCUUUUGGCUAUCACUAGAGGGAAAAACACGACUAUGAAGUCGCGAGUUUACCAUGUUUGUCGCUCCGUAUCUUUUGUCGAUUGCAAUUACAUAUCAAUGCAUAAACUAAAUUACUCCCUGUCAUAUACUCAUAUUAUAUUAUCCUAUAAUAUAGGACCUAUAUAAUAUAAUACCUUUCAAACAUUCUGACUAACAGUGGCGGCCUACCCGCAGUGCGAAAUAUGUCCGCGACUUUGUUCAUAUUACAUCCGUGUAAUUUUUAUAAUAAUAUUAAAAUCGUUCAAACAAUAUUUGUACAAUAGCGUAUUGCGGAAUUUAAUAAUAUUAUGAGUAAGCCGAUAACGCGCGUUAAUCAAAUAUUUAUUUUAUACAAAUUUGUAUCGAACGUUUCUUAUACGAUAAGAUUGAUUUUGUUGAUCUUGAUAUGCACAGAGUCGAACGUAACCUAACCUAAUAUUGCAGUAUUAUUGUAAUAUUUAUAAGGUAUAAAAUUGUAUUUAUUCUGUGAAUGUUGGUGGGUGGUAUACAACUUAUUUUCAAUAUUCUCGUAGUAUGUGAUUAUUUUGUUUCUGACCUUCGACACAAUUCGUUCAAGAUUGCUAAAAAAGGUUAAUAACUUUAAUGCCUGUUAACACUGAUAAGGAUUUUCUUCCCUGGGUAAGAUAUAUAUAUAUAUAUAAUAACGGAGGUUCGGUACUUAUAGCGUUUACUUAGUUGUUUUUUUUUUUAAUCUAGUUAGCUAUAUACUACGAUUUCUGUAACAGGAAAUUCGAAAGCGCUAAUUAUUUGUUCGAUGGGUUUAUUUAUACUAGUUUUUUGUUUUUUGAUAUUUUCAUUGCAUUUUUUCCGCGUGGAUAUUUCUACUUUAUAACUAUAGUGACAUUAGAGCACUAAACUAAACUUUCGAAUAGUUUAUACUGUCAAUAUCAUCAUCAGUUUCUAAAGGUCUUGUCGUUGUUACCAAACUUCUCCAUCAUGCUCCGCAUUCUUCAGGUGUUGAUAUAAAAUGAAACCCAUUCGGUGUUUGAUCUCGUUGAAAUAUAUUAUGUUUGGGUCUUCUUGGACGUUUUCCCAUAAUCUCCCCCUCUAAGGUGUUUGUAACAAUCGUUGUUUCUUAUCAGAUGUCCGAUGCGCUUUACUUUCCUUUUCAUAAUAAUAGUAAUGAUGUUUCUCUCUUUACCUAUUUCCUGCAAGAAUGGUGUCAUUCCUUUUCCUCUUCAUUUAGCUUGUCCUCGUUGUUCAACUAUUAAUAUAGUUGAUAUGUAUUGAUAGUAUUUUACAAACAAUUUAUUCAAAUCAAUACAUUUACUAGCGUAGGUAGCAAAAGAAAAAUUUUUAUUGUACACUUGUAUUUUCAUUUUGCUUUGAUAUUAAUUUUUUUUUUUUGACGUUGGUGUUGUUUCUUUUACACAUUUUGUUUAUGUCUAUGGUUGUUUUUGAUGUUGAAAACCGCAGUGUAUAGUCCAAAUGUAGACGGAUAUUUAUAAAUAAGAAUAAUAACAUAGGAUAAAUAAAAGAUAUUGCUUUUAAUGAAAUCACAAAAUUAGUACUUAUUUUAUUUGUUUUACUAUUUCAAAUUUUCGAUUUCAGAAUGUACAAUUUAGUUUUAGUCGAGGUCAUACAAAAUUUGUUAAUGGACCGCGUAUUGGGUAAAUUGCACCACUACGCGUUAGAUAAACUAUAGAAUUUUUUUCCUUGAUUACUUUUAUUCGGAAAAACUAUAGAAAAUUUCAAAAACCGAGUAGAACAUUUUUUCCGUAAUCGAAUAGUUCGAUUCUUUGACCAUUCGGUUGUACACGUUAUUUGUUUAAACGUCAUGCAUACCUACAAAAACCCAGAUUUUUUUCCUUAUGAUUUUCCCUUUUAUUAUUUUACUUAGAGGCUAAUGUAGUAUUUUUUUUUUUAAAUUUAAGGAAAGGGUUUCUUUUUUUGGUAUUGCUUUUUUAUGCCUUAUUUAAAGUGUUUAUAAUAUAAUAGGGGGGUUUCAAGUAUCGAAUUCCCGUGAUUCUUUUUAAGUGUUUGGUACAAGCACUGCACGGAGAUAUGGGUUUUAUAAACUAAAUCAAUUGCGUCUCUUGACUUCAAUUAAAAAAAAUAUAUAUAUAAAUAUAUACAUUGUUUUAAUCUACAAAGGGGAGAGCGGAAAUCGUGACCUAUACGUCUCGUAUUAUAAAUAUUAUAAAUAUGAGUAAUUAUUUUUGUUAUCUCCAGUUAUACCGAUAUAGUCAACUGCAGUUUAUGAAAAACAAAAAAAACACGUAAUAGGUAAUCGUAAUAAUAAUAUAAUAUUCGCCUAUUAUAUACAGCGUGCCUCGCGAAAAUGUACACAUAUUCUCCUUGUAUCUGAUAGUAACAUUAAUUGCGCCCAUAGAUAAUAAAUAUAUGGAUAAGCUAUCCAUACCUUAUAAGUGUUUCAAGAGGGACGGGUACAAUUACGCCAAUAUUUUCAUAAAGUGAAGCGUUUUAACUAUAUAGUAAUAGACGACCAUUUUUGUUUGUUAAUUUUCAAUCGUUAUUAAAUGUCAUUUAUAUUUCGAUACGUCCGGGUCGCGGUGCGCGGUUUUCGUACGGAAUCCGGAUAAAAUUCCGUUCGGUGCAAAACGCCGUAAACGUUCGCAGCAUUUGGAUUUAGAACCCUGCCGAUUUCUAGUACCAUUUCGCAAUGACCGUCUAACGGCGUCGCGUACAAUAAUGUGCUACUAGUAGGUAUACUAUUAUAAUGUACAUAGUAUUACGUUGUUAUUCCCGUAUAAGAGAAACACUCUGUAUAAUGUGUACACGUAUUAUAAAUAAUAAUAAUUAAUAAUAAACAUCAAAACUAUGUGCAUCGACGAUAAUGACGAUGGCCUUGACCCAAGAGUGUAACCUAAUAAGAAUGCGUUAUCGAAACCAAACAAAAUGACGUAUAACAUUGUGGAACAGCCGAUAUUACAAUUGUGUGUGUGUCUACGUAUAUGCGCGCGAAUGCGACAAGAGUAUUAUUCGAGCGCGGCGUGACUUCGCCGGUCCGAAUAAAAUACUAAAAAAAAAAAUUAGAUAAAAAUAAUAUCGUAUAGACGUCGUAUGGAAGAAGGUCGAUGUAUAUCGUGUGAAAAAAAAAUAAUCCUUAUUUAAAGCUUUGUACAAAAAAAAACACACACACACUUUACACAUUUCUCGAAGUUUUUAUGGGAAGGGGGAGUGUAAGAUUAAAACGGUAUUUUAAUUUUUGAUAUUAUACGCGGCUUAUAUCCGCCGUCUAGACUGAGUAUAAUAAUAAUGUAAUGUUGGUGACUCAUAUUAUUAUCCUGAGUUUUUCGGAAUUUAUUUACCGGGUGUCUAGGUAUAGGCAGAAAAUAAAGUAUUACGUGCGGGGGUAGGCUUGUUGAGCCGAACGCGUUCCCGUUUCAAAGUUAGCAUUAAUGUUUUCUUACGAUUUGCGACCGAAUUUCGGGAAUAUUUUAUUUAUUUAUUUUUCUAAUUUACGAUGUGUGCUUUUCUCGUAACGUUUCCGAUCUAUAGUCGAAGAAUCGGAUAAGGUUUUUCUUUUGUUUUUAGAAAUUCUUCAUCGUAUUCUUCCAUUUGAUUUCUACAAAUGGAAGGUUUUGGCAAUUGGAAUUUUGAAUCUAAUAUCCUCGAUAGUACCUGUGUAAUUAGGUUUACUCUCGUUUAAAAUUGGGGUUUUUAGAUAUGUAUUAUAUUUAUUUCGAAUGUUGUAUCAUUCACUACAUAACAUUUCAUUUUCUCAUCCGAAUUCUUGCAGUUCAUAAUACAUUAUAAUAAUUAAAGUUCUGGACCUUCACUUAAAAUCCACAGAAAAUCGCUCAAAAAAGUAAAAAAGUAUUAAAAACAAAUUUUAAAAGGCAAACAUAGAAGAAGGGUUCAAAAGUCCUACUUCUUACGACUUUAACUUAUUAAAUAAAAUUGUCUAAUACUACAAAAAUUAUUAAUACAAUGUAAUUUUCUUUAAAAUAUGUACAAUUUUAUUUAUUUUAUUAAAAAUCUCUAACCCUAACAGUAAUUAGCGUAUAUUACGCAAAAUUCUCUACACACCACGAGAUCGCUGGAUGGCUAUAAAAGUUAAUUGUUAAACUUUUCUCAGAAUCGUUAAAUAAUUUACUAAGUAUUAUUAAAUGGUACACAGGGUGAUUUUGCUUAUUUAUUAUCGUGAUGAAACGGUGUUUUUUCUUUUAAAUUGAUCUCUGUAUUCUUAUAUUUUUUAGUUUAAUACAUAUAAACUUAUUUUCAAACGUUUUCCCUUAUUCCGUACACCAUAUGUUCAAUACACAUAUCAGCAAUUGAUUUUCAAUUUUAAAAAUAGAUUCUAAGAAUAUUAUUUUAAACAAUUUGAUACGUGUAACACUACCAAAAUAUUGGAUUUGUGAAGUGCUCUACGUAUAGAUAUUACAUACAAUGUACCUUCGUACUUCUUCGAUUUACGUUUUUCAAAAUCAAAAGUAAAUUCUUGUUUAAGUUAAAUAUCUUUGGGUCCAGGACUUAAGUCAAUACCGUGUAGUUUUAAAUGAAAAAUUACAUAACGACAUAAUUGCUCAAUGGUCUAACCUAAAUAUGAUGGCGUUCUAAACAGCUUCAGUCGCUUUGCCAUACAAAGUGUACAUCGUAGUGACAUGAAAUAUUUUAAUUUCCAAUAUAAGGUGACGUGUUAGAAUAUCAUUUAGACCGAAAAAUAAAUGGUAAAAAAAUGAUGUAAGAGAAAAGUAUAAAAAAGAAAGAAUGCCAAAAAUUGACUCAAGCCCCCGAAACCGAAAAUAUUAAGUAUAGGGAUGAAAUUAUUAACGUAGAAACAAAAACUAUGAUUCAAUAAUAAUAUAAUGGUUGAAAAAAAUAAAAUAAAAUUUACUUAAAAUAUUACCGUGUAUAGAGUACAAUAUAGUAUAUCAUUUAGCUAACUCUCGCUUAAUUGACUUUGUGAACAUUUCUUCGACCAUCCUGCAACAGCUUGCGGCAGUAUAAUAGUAAUCUGAUGCUGUUGCUGCGAUAUGAGUCAUACGCAUGUUUCGUUUUGUUUUGUUUUUUUUUUUUUUUUUUUAUGAAUUUCUCUCAUCGAGUUCGAGUUUUCGGUGUGUGAGUGUGUGCGCAGCCUAUCGACUGCGGCGGCAAGAAGGAUAGUUGUAUAUAGUCGGUAGUCGUAUUGGUGUUUUUUAGUUUUAGGUUUUUUCUUUUCUUUUCUUUCACGAAUAUCUUUGAUGCGUGUAUAUAGGCAAUAUUUAUUCCGUACGCGCCAGGCAAUGACCCUUGGCGGCAUGCGUACCAAAUUCUUACCGGUAGUGCCUGUAAUGCCUGCAGUAUACACGAUCUCAAGGUCGAUGUAUACGAUAUCCCCCAUUUUUUUGACCCGCCCAGGUAUUCUUUUUUUUUUUUCUAGCUCGCCUCUUGUUUCUCAAUACCUAAUAAUAAUAAUACAAUAUGCCUACUAACUAUAUUAUAUCCCUCGGAAUUUCACCGACGUGAGGUAAAAGAAGAAAAAAAAAUCCCAACAAUAAUACCAAUUAACCGCGCGCUGCAGUCUCUGCAGGUAUACCAGCCUAUUACAAUAUGAUUGUGAUAUUGUUAUAAUAUAUUCUCGAGUGACUGUCGUCGUUAACGUUUUGAAUAUAACAGCAGUUAUCGUUAAAAUACGGAUACUUAUUAUAUUUCUAGUAUUAUAGUUGUAACAGAAUUGAUAAAGGGCCGGACACGAUAUUUCACGGUUGCCAACCGGUCCUGGGCAACUACCACACUAUAUUCCUCGAAUCGUGAUUACAAUAAUACAACAUAACCUCAACAGAAAUACAAUUAUCAAUUAUUAUAUUUCAAUUUGGUAUCGGAACAAAUUCAAUUCUAACGAAUCGAUGUGAUGAGACAAGAUUAUCGACUUUUCUACUGCAAUUUUGAAAAAAACCGAUGUCAUUUUUAAUUUUUCUCUCUUUUUUUUUUCACCCGACGUGGUUUUUAAAGGAUUAAUAAUUGUAGAUUUGCGCUUAAGAGUUUAUAUCACUUUCUCGGUGGAGUGUCUGGACGAGGGGGAUUUUUCUCCCGGUAUUUGUGUUGCUUUAAUACUGAUCGCUGUGGCUACAAUUUCCGUGCCCCAUUUUUCUGACAACCAUAGACACUAUACCCGCCCUAAAGAUUUUUUACAUUAUUGCCAUCGAAGAGCGAUUUUUUCGUUAUAGAAUUAUUAUUUUAGUUUAGUAUUGUUGUUGCGUUAUUUUGAUAACAUUAUUAAAGUAGGUAAUCUUAAUAAUACGCCGGCGUCGCACAAGAUGUUUUGAUGACCACCGGGUGUUGUUUUCGCUAUACUGUGGCAGCGUAUAACAUCAUUAUGAUGAACGGAUGAAAUAUUUAUGUUGUUUUGCUCGUGAUUUGCGAACGAAUUCUGCAGUAGAUUGGAAAAAAUUAAAAUAAAUAAAAAAAAUAGAUCCACUUAAUGCAGUAUUGUAAACGCUAGCCGUGUCGACGAUAGUUUAAAUAGUAACAAUUUUCAAUUAAUCUCCAAGAAUUUUAAAAUUUUUGUUUAUCUAUUAAUAACAGUGUAGUAGUGUUGUAGUAUUAUAGUAGUAGUUGAGAUUAUAUUUAAUUUUACUUCGUGGGUUUGACAAACCAUCACGGGUUAUUGAAGUCGCGUAAAAUAUGUAUUUCUGUAAAUAUCCGCCCGUUUGCUUUUUCCCCUCUUUAAGCCCCUCUCUCCUCAGAUGUGAGAAGUGAAUACGGGAAUCGGUAUUUUAGUUUUAGCGCGUUCUCGCGGUGUAUUACUGCGAUAUUAGAUACUAAUAAUAAUAUUCGGUCAGAAAAAAAAAUCGCAAUUUCAAUCGUCAAUAUUCUAUAACGUAAUAAUUUUCGUACACAUUAUAUAUAUAUGUAUUGUAUAUUCGGAGUCGUGUCGUUAUUCGGUAGUUUAGAAUAAUGUGGUGAUAAUUUACAAAACAAAAAAAAUUUAAAAAAAAUAGUAUACGUGGCCAUGUAUAUCGCGCGAUGGGUUAUAAAUUAUACAAUAUAUAAUUUCAUAUUUUAAUGUUUUAUACGCUGAUGCAACGCGUAAACUAGUUGUGAGUAUACGAGUAUAAUAUGUACGUAAGCACGCUACGUGUCAGUUAUAAUAAUAAUAUUAUACAUUACUAUAAUUCUAAUGCAUCGGCCAUUCAGCCUCCCUCAAAUGUAUUAUAAAUAAUAAUAUCGGUUGAAAGAGGAAAAAAAUCCGGCGGGACCAAUUUUGCACUGUUAAUUUCAUUGUCAUAGUAUUGUAUUAAAAAUGUGCAUUUUUAAUACGUGACAUUUCACACAUCUAAUAUUCGUAUAUCUCUCGCUUAAAAAUCGAAAUAUCGAUUAAAAAAAAAAAAAACUUAUAAAAAUACAGAUCAUACUAUUAUAUACAGGUCGGUUUACUGUAAUAUUAAUUAAAACUAACAGCUCGAAAUCGCGCGUUGAACGUAAAUAAAUUUCGCUGUCUUACGAUUUUUGAGAUGGAGACCGCACAUGCAGUUAUUACGUCCCUCUUGAGAGUUUUAUGGAUUUAACUUUAGACCAUAGUUCAAGUUGCUUGCAUCUUUUGGGCAUAUUUCGGUGGAAAAUACACUAAAAUGUUCACGCAGUUAUAAUUAUAAUUGUACGCUAUAUAUUCUCGCGAAACAGGACGAGCGCGUGACGCGGUUUCGCAGGGUUAUAUUAAAACGAUUUGUACGAAAUAAAAAUGAAAAAAAAACCGCCGCGAGUUCAUUUGAUGAUGUACACAAAAUAUUAUGUCCCGUAGGCAUCAAUAAUAUGAUCCAAUGGAAAACUGUGCGGCGGCGGCGGCAAACACAAUCGGUUGCAGCCGUACCAUAUAUCUAUAAUAAUGCCUUUAAAAAAAAAAAAAAAAUUCGUAAAUUAAAAUAAUAAUAUGUAAACCGGUUCAAUAUCGGUAGACGGUAUUACCGGUUAUAAUAUAUAAUAAAUAUAUAUACCUACCUAUUUAAUAUAUAGGAAUCGGAAACAAUUUCGUGAAAAACGGCACAUAAGUAUAAUGUAUUUUGUUGUUGUUCGGUCCAUUGUGUAUAAAUAGUGGUGUGCAACAGUGUUUGCCGCAGUCGUUUACCAAACUCGAAUGUGCGUCGAAAGUAUAUAAUACAUUAUAAUAUGCUAUGUGUGUUCCCUCGUGUACAUGAAUUCGGGUUUAAUAUAUAGGAAAAAUAAAAAAAAAACACAAUAAUAAUACGUUUAAGUAUGUGCAGAUAAAAUAUAAAAAAACGUGAGCAUUCCGAGCGCCGGGUGAUCGAAUUUCUCCGGCCAUUAUAAUAUACGAUUUUCCGACUAGACUCUGCGUGCGUGUUUGUUCUUUCCGUUUUGCCUUAAUAAUCGUCGUUAUUGUAUCAAUUUACCGCCGGACUUUGGCGAAUGUUUUAUUAUUUAAAUAUGUUACGAGUGUGUAUAGCGAAGAAGCUGUAUAUUGUCAGUUUUACUAUAAGGCCCGGUUAUCACAUUCGUCCGUCGGAUAACACGAGCAAUUCAAUAAAAAUCGGGUUUCCGACGUCCGAAUAAUCAUAACGGUCAAAUGUAAUAAUAUAGUUUCCGCAUAAGUUAUUAUCUGUUACUUUUUAUAUUGCGGAAUAACUUUUAUUCGUCAGAAUUAUAACUUAUAGCCGAUAACGUAAAUAAUAAUUAUAGGUCACUCAUUAUUGCACCUUGUCAUCAUUGUGCACCGUGAUUUAAUUACGAAAAUAUUGCAUUGCGCGUUGUCAGUAGUUUCGAUUUACUGUUCAUUCGAUUUGGUUUUACAAUUUAUAUUUUAAGACGACGGUGAUUGCUAAAAAAUAAUUCAGUUGUGAGUGCGUUCAGUCAUGCGUGUUUAAUAUGUUCAUACACUAUACUAUACUAUAGGAUUCUUCAAUAUUGUCAUUUGCAAAAUGUCAUAAAUAGUUUUUUUCCAAAUCACUUAAAAACGAAAACUAUUUCAUAUGGAUGAUCUUUAUAGGGACCACCUCUUGUUUUGAAUAUAUCACUUUUAGUUCCUCCGUAAUAAUGUUAAAACACGUUCAUAUUUUUAACGUUUAUUUUAAAUUAUACUGUUAUAUUUGUUCACACAAACCUAGGUGUGUAGUGUUUACAUAGUUAACGCACACCACUGCUGAAUAUUAUAAAUUGUACACGAAGGCAUUGCAAUGACAUAAAUCACAAUUAUUCACAAUAAUACGAGUGUUUUGUACAUAAAAUAAACGGGCGGUUCCUUAUCGAUUUUUCAUUGACCAAUCAUAAUCGAAAUAUAGAUCUGUGUUACUUGUUCCUUAUUAAUGUACAAUUACUAUCAGUGACACACAUGCAUGGGUGGGGAGAGUUAGGGGUCAGAACACCCUCCCACCUCCUCGAAAUAUCUUCCUUCACUGUAUUUUUUUAAAUCAAGUUUUACAUUCAGCAUCAUACAAAAUAUAUCUUAUACCACAAAAUGAAAUGAAAUUUAAUAAUUUCAUCAAAAACCAUUUAUUCAUUAACAAUAGUGAUAGUACUAAUAAUAUAUCCCCUCUCUGCUAAGUACUACCGCCUUUCAGUAUAAAUGUCCACCUAGUAACAUUCGUCAUUAUUGAAAAACCCGGUCUAAGACGUGUUUUAUAUAUUUUUUAUUUCUCCCAGAAAAUAUUUUUUCGGUUAGUAAAAAUGAUCAGAUUUUUCCACACCGUACAAUAAUAAUUUAAUCAGUCUAAUUCGUUUUAAAUGAAAUAUAUAAACGAGCUGCUGUUUAACACAGUUUUGGUCCUGCAAAGUGUGCGUACUACAGCCCAUGGCGAGACGACACAACCGACGUGCUAUUAUUAUUUUUAUUAUGUAUAAUAUUACACUGGCGACGACAUAAAUGCGGAAUCGUCUGGUCCCUGGUGUAUACAGAGCGAUUCGUUUACCCAUGAACCGUAGUGAUUUUUUUACAAUUAUUUUUGAUUCCGCAGUUAUAUUUUUUGUAGACGAAGAAUCGUGAAAGUUCAAUGAUGAUUUAUUUAAAAAUGAGCAGUAUUUUACUCUUAUUCGACAUAUUGGUAUAAGUAAUAUAAAAAAACUAUUAAUUUUCAUUCAACUAUCUGUAUAUAUAAUUUUUUUUUUUGUUAAACUAAAUCGGAAAAAGAGUAUUUUUUUCGAAAAUAUCGAUGCGCACAAGCACUAUAGUUAUAUCAGAUUUAAUAUUAUGGCCGUUUAUGGAUGUUAUAAAGUUUGUUAUGCAUAGGUACUUACGGCUGAUGAUAAAAGAAUCAUUCUGUAUGUUAUAUAGUAAUAAUAAUAAUCAUGUACUCGGCUUUAUAUGCGGACGAUUGUAUUCAGCGGUGUAGAGAGGGGCGGCCGUCAGGGAAAACAGUGACAUGAUAAUCGGAUACACGAGAAAAACGGUGGCGCCAAACUUCUGAGCUUGUCCGUUGCAAUAUUAUGUAGACUUUUACGAACCGAUAACCAUCGCGAUAUAUAUACCUAACGUCAAUAAAUAUAACCAAGUCAGUGACCGGGCAAGGAGUCCGAUAAAUUUUAAACGAAAUUCGUCAUUUUAAAAUCGAUUUUCACUGUAACAUGUUGGCGUCGUAGCGUUCCUAAAGCGAGAAUUUUUUGCUUUAAAAGCAGAAUGUAGCUUGAGAAAGAAUAUGUUUUUGCUGUUAAAGUGGUAGAAAAUAAUACACCCAACCCCGCAAGUAUAAUACUUCCUACCAAUUUACUUCUAAUUUUCUUUGUAUACAUAUACAAAAUAAAAUGUACAUGAUUUAACGUUAGAAGCACAAAUAUUUGUUAUUCGUUUCUGAUAAUUAUAGGAUAAAGGCGUGGCUAUAGAAACAAAUCAUUGGAAUUUCAUCAACAUUUGAACUACCCAGCAACUACCCAGCUCAAAUUGUUGGUGUUUUACCAAUAAUUAUAUUCAAGUUAUACUCAAACCACCUCUUGUGUUAAAGGCAUGUUUUUCCACAAUUGUUUACAAACCGCUAGUAGGUUCUUUUUUGUUUGUCUGCUGAUAAAACAGCAUCACGUAAAAUCGAAUAUGUUUGUAAAUUAGCAUAUACUAUCUUGUAAUAAUUUGAAGUUAAAACGUCUUUAAAUUUGUUUGAACAAUCAGUCGGCUAUAUUUUAAUACAGCUAAUGCCUAAUCUAGCGUCAUGCAAAUUACUAAAAACUAGUCCGACUAGAGCUGUUUUACUGACCACUGUGCACUAUCUAUUAUUUACUAUCUUCUGUUAUCGAAUAUAUUUUAAUUUUACUAGUAGGUCCCAGUUAGUGUCGUGUAAAAAUUAUAUGCGGUAGGUUAUAUUUAAACACGUGUAUCCUGAAAUUGAAUUAUUUUACUCGUGUUUAUAUUUUUAAACCGUCAGUAUAAAACGAAAAUUGUUUUCGGUCCCUCGGAGUACUAACAACAGUUUGCGCUACAACUGUUGUAGUCGUUUAAUUUCGGCUAUAACAUGACGAGUAUAGCAAUUAUAUUACUAUUAAAGAUAAUGACGACUCCAAUUAAAAAAAAAAAAAAAUUUUCUUGAAGAAUGACGAGGUCGGAAGUGAUAAUUAAAAUAGUUUAUAGCAAUAAGUAUAACUAUAUAGUUGUUAUUUUUCCCAAGGUACGGAAAUAAUAAUAACCUACUUUGUUUACCGUUUAAUUGAAUAUACAAACCAUGUUAAACGAUCAUGACGACAAUAUUUUGUAUUGUGAAUGAUUUUUUUUUUUAAUUUUUCUAUUGUCACUUACCCUCUUUUUUAGACAAUUCGAUACGUGUUUUCUGUUUACUUUUUUCGUAAUAUCGGAUAAUAUAAUAUUUCUAUGAUGUAACUGAUAUCAUUAUAUUUAUUUAAGUCAUCUACUUAUAUACCUACAAAUUAACCGCGAGGAAAUAUCUAAUAUCGUUAAUUGUCAGAAAAUUGAUAAUAAGGGUCAGGCACAACAUUUCAUUGUUGUCAACCGCGUAUCGUCACAAAAUAUAACACCAAAAUGAUCGCACUAUGGUUUUUUGCUUAUAAUCGCCCCACCACGCGAAUUUUCUAUUUUCUUUAUUUCUAUCCGAAAAGUUUUAUGUUUUCAUUUAAAACGCUCACGGAUCUCUCGUAUUUCGGCGUAAAUACUUACCGACUCGACCUCUUUCUGCAGCUAUUUACCCUCUAUCGUAAAAGUCGAAUCCGCGAACGGUGUAAAACGAUUAAUCAGCGUAAAAAAAAAAAAAAAAAAAAAAACCAUAGAGGAAUGUUGUUGUGUUUCGAUCGGGGGAGGGGGGGGGGUUGUUUCUGACGAGUGGUAAUUUAGGUAUAGCUUAAUCUUAUCGCUAAACAAAUAAAUAAACACGUAUUCGGUGGGGUAGAAAUACAUAUUUUAAACAUACCUACUUAAUUACGAUUUGAGUUCUUUUCGUCGGGGAAAAAGUAGAAAAUAAUAAAUAAAUAGUUUUAAAAGCGUAUUUUUGUUACCCAAUCUAAAAGUUCCGAUCUGCGCAUCACACGCCUAACCGUGACCGUAAAAUUCUCACACGCGUCCGGCAAUUUGUUCACGCACCGCACCGCACCGGUGGACGUGCACGUACAAUGUAAUGCAGGUAUUGCAUCGCACCAGUGCAAUCUGUUGCUAUACGAAUAUUGUAACGAUAAUAUUAUAUUCUACGACCGAAAACACGUCACAAUAUUAUAAUAUAAUAUAGUGUAGUUAUAGUAAAGCGAGACUGUUUGUAGCCUUAGUCGUAUAGAAUAAUAUGCAUGGAUAACGUAAAAAGCAAUAAAAAUCCUCGGAACAAAAACGUGUCUUUUGUAUUAUCGAUUAAUUUAGAUUCGGAAGUCGGUACCAAUAAAUAUAUCAUCUAUGCUGCUUAUCCUUGGUCGAGUAAUAAUCGUAAGACUCAGACUAAAAAAAAAAAAAAAGUCACUAUGGUUUUACUAUAUUUUUAAUCUAGGCCUAAAGCAUACGUGUUACAUUAUUUUUAAAUUUAAUUGCCGAGUCGUCUGUUUGCUCGCCGCCUAUGAGUCAUUGUCGUUUCCAUUAAUAAAUCAUAUAAUACCGCAGGUAGUUGUGAAUUUAGUUUUCUGUCGGUGAAGGAACGAAAAUAUUAUCGUGUGCAUAUCACGGAACAGAUAUUAUAUAUAAUAUUAUCUUUUAUUGAAGAUUGAACUUUUAUUUCGCCCCUCCCCCCGUUCAUAAUAUUUUUCUCGUCCGGGCCGCUAAUUGGCCGGGUAAAACAAUUAUGAAAGGGGCGGAUGGUUUAGUAGACGUUGUAAACGGGGUGUCCGGUAUCAUAUUUAUAGUGACCGCGAACGAAAAAAAAAACACAAUACGUGUGCUAGUGUGAGCUCACAUUAUCAUUAUAACCGGCGAUCGAUUCUUAUUCGGCUCCGAGAACCUACCGAUUGACAAUUACCGCGUUUCGGCAAUAUUGGACCGUAGCAAUCUUUAGCCAUCACGACCGCCACCACGUCAACAGUUGUAAAGUUCCCGAUAACAAUAGUUUAUUGUAACCCGGAACGAUUAAUUGAUAAGGAUUUAAGGGGAGGGGUCGGCUUGGCUGUGAGACGUCGGUCAUUCGGUCAUACUGUAGGGACCCGUAGAACAUUAAAAUGUUAUUGUGUAAUAAUAAUAAUAAAAAAAAAAAAAAAUUAAAAAAAAAAAAACCGGCAACGUGUUCCGGCGGCGACGCAAACGCCGGUAGUAUACGGUGACGUGGCAACACUGUCGGCGGCUAUUUGUCACUCUCCGCCCCGUAAUAAUAAUAAUUGUAUAAUUGUUCGUUUUCGAUUAAACUUUUUAUAGACCCGUAUGAGUGAUAGUAAAAUCGUUUCCAGCGUUCGUAUUAGCAGAUACGAAUAAAAAAAAAAAAUUAUAAUAAUAAUAAUAAUAUUAUUAUCGAAAAAUACGAUGACGAUAACACCACACUACUAACAUAGUACACACUCGCACGCACGCACACGCUGACGCCUUCCGAGUUCCGACCCGUUCGGCGCGCGUCAGUAUUCGACAAAACGCUGCCGCCGUCUUGUGUAGUUCAGUAAUAAAUUCACUCGGUCAUCGGAAUAUUUUAUUUAGUUUAUUUAUUUUUUUUUUUGUACACAACUAAAUAUCAUUUUUGUAAAUGUUUUUUUCUUUCUUUUUUCUCCGGUUUGGGAUUAAAUACUAAACGUCAAUGUAUGUCGUUGUCGUAAUCCCUACCGCCCGUCAGAAACGGACGUUUAGGUAGCAGGCUAAGGCGGCGGCAGCGGCGCGGAGAGGACGUCGUUUCGCAACAAUGUCAAAAAUUUUCGGUAUACAUCAUUUUGACGUAUCAUCUGUCCGUCUCUCUCUCGCGGGCGCGCGUGCGCUCACCCUCUGACAUACUAUAAUAUACUCGCACAACACUCGUCAUAUCGUCUUUUUUGCACGUGGUCCAUUCAGUUUUCUACCCAACACCGCUGACCGAAAAAAAUAUGUUUUGUUUCCGUUUCAGCGCCAACAAAAUAGUCAUCAACAACGUGCCCAGCAACGUUCGGUUCGAACAGUUAGAUCAGAUUCUCAGUCAGUUCGGUUCUGUGAAAGAAAUCGAAAAGCUCAGUCAACGAGAUGGACCUACACAAGUCAUACAAAUCACGUUUGAAUCCGCCGAACAAGCGCACAAGUGAAUACCUAACAUUUGAUAUAAUGCCGUUUUUUUCUUUAUUUUUUUUUUUUUUGUGUUUUAUCGAUUUCGGAAAAUUGUUCUGGUUAGUUACUAGUUGUAUGCUUAAUAAUUUGUUUGCAGUGCAUUAGCUAAUUUGAUAGGCUUCGAUCUUGAAGGUUGUCAAUUAAAAGUCGAACCAGCUAUGGAAAGGAGGAAUCGCAGUGGAAUAAGACCGAGGCACGUUACCUAUGGUGCCCCUGGUGCUACCCCCACUAUUGGAAACAGACAAACAGAGUUCCCGUUACGUAUACUAGUACAUAGCGAUAUGGUUGGAGCGAUAAUUGGUAGAGGAGGUUCGACAAUCAAACAAAUCACACAGCAGACGAGAGCUAGGUAUGCUAUUAUCAAUUGAACAAAACAAAAAACUUUUGUUUUUUCAAUUGAGUUUAUGAUUCUAUUAUUUUUCACUUGAUAGAAACAUUAAAUUGUGUUCUAGGGUUGAUGUUCACCGUAAAGAUAAUGUUGGUUCUUUGGAAAAAGCUAUAACUAUUUAUGGUAAUCCAGAAAAUUGCACAAAUGCGUGCCGUAAAAUAUUGGAAGUAAUGCAACAAGAAGCCACCAAUACAAAUAAGGGGUAAAUUAAUUUUCAUCAAAACAAUGAAGUUCUGAAUUAACAAAAAAACCUAUAUGAUGUGUUUAAUUAUAUUUUUUAGUGAUGUGAUAUUGAAGAUCUUGGCGCAUAAUAAUUUGAUUGGUAGAAUAAUUGGUAAAGAGGGUAAUACGAUCAAGAGAAUUAUGUCUGAGACUGAAACGAAAAUCACUGUAUCUAGGCAAGUUGAAUCAUAAUUUGUAAAAUAUUAAACAAUAAUUGAUGUGUUUUCAAAUUUUUAGUAUAAAUGAUAUCAACAGCUUUAACUAUGAAAGGAUAAUUACUGUUAAAGGCUCAAUAGAGAAUAUGUCUAAAGCAGAAGCUCAAAUUAGUGCAAAACUAAGACAAAGCUUUGAAAAUGAUCUUCAAUCAAUGGCUGUAAAUAAUUCAUUUUAUUUAUUUAUUUUUCAUUUUAUAUACAUUUAUUUAGUCUUGAUUUACUCUUGUUAUUUAGCCUCAAACCGUUAUGUUUCCCGGACUUCAUCCGAUGGCAAUGAUGUCAGCAACAGGUAUAACUUAUCCAGGCCGCGGUGGUCCAACUAGUUAUCAGCCGUUUGCACCAGCACCAUAUCCUCCUAUAUAUCCGUCUACUAUCCCACCAAUCAACCCUGCCCUCGCUGCUGAUGUUCAGGUAUAGCUAUUUUUAUAAAUAUUUAAUUAUAAACUAAUUAGUAUUAGACUAAGUUAUAUGCUUAUAAAUUACUUUAUUUAAUUAUAUAGCAAGAAACCGCAUUUAUAUUCAUACCAAAUAGUGCUGUUGGUGCUAUAAUAGGAACUAAGGGUUCAAAUAUCCGUAGUAUGAUUAGAUUUAGCGGUGCAUCGGUUAAAGUUGCUUCCACCGAAAAUGAAAAACCAGGACCAUCUGGUGAUACAAACAGUGCUCAACAAGCCAGCCGAAAAGUGACAAUUAUUGGUUCAGCUGAAGCCCAAUGGAAGGUAUGAUCAUAAUUAAUGCUCGCAAGUUAUUGCACUAGAAGUCUUAAAAUUUAUUUCAUAAUUGCAGUAAAAAAUAUCUAAAAUUUCAAUAAAUUAUUUUAUUUACCAAAUUAAUAAAAAAAUACUUCACGUUUUUGGGAAAUAAUAAUUCAUACAUUAUCUUAUCAAAUAAUAUUUCCACCAUUGCUAUCACAAUAACAAAACCAUCAAUUAUUAAAUUAAUUUUGGAUGAUAUAUUAAUAUAUGACAAGGCCCCUUUCAUUAUUUCAUUUCAAACAUAAAAAAAAAAAUUAAAUCAAGUGAAUAAUAUUUAAAAGUAUCAAAAAUUGUAUCAUAACUGAGGAAAAUCAACAAAAUUACAAUCAAAUCAAAAUAAUGACAAAAAGUUGCGCUAAAAAGUUUUAGAUUUUAAUUUGUACUUGCAUGGAACAAAUUUAAAACUUACUUAGCAUUAAAUCUGAAAAAUAGAAAAAAAGUUCCAAAUGCAAAAACUUCCAAGUCCUAAUCAUAAUGAAUAUAAUUUUGAGUUAACUAUAAAAUGGGAUAUUUUAUUAUUAAUAUCGUUAUACUUUUUGUAGGCUCAAGGUAUGAUAUUUGACAAGUUACGAGACGAAGGUUUUGUUCCAGCUACUGAAGAAGUUAGAUUGACUGUAGAAAUAUUAGUACCAAGUAGUCAAGUUGGUCGUAUAAUUGGUCGCGGUGGAUCAAACGUUAGGGAAUUACAAAGAGUCACUGGGUCCAUUAUAAAACUGCCAACACAAGGAUCAACCGAUGGCACGGAAGAUACCACCACAGUGCAUAUUAUAGGUCACUUUUUAGCUACUCAAGUAAGCCUUGUAGUACCCAAUACAUAUUUCUAUUGGUUAUUAUCUUAAUUGAAUUACUAAGAACUGAUUUGAAUUUUUUUUAGUCGGCUCAAAGAAGAAUCCGUUCAAUGGUUGCAACUGGGGUCAAUCCUGUGCCGCGUACAUUACAACGCAACAGCAGACCCACAGAAACACCGCAGCAGUGAGUUCAUGACAGUUAUCGUUAAAUUCUAGCAAUAUAUCUCCUCCACCGACGUAAAAACAUUUUUACAAAAAAAUUUAACAAAUAAUGGCCAUUCGCACCACGAUACAUUAUUGUUGUCGGUUUAUUUGCUACAGGAAUUAACGACUGUCUUUAUUCACAAAAAUUUAAGAGCUACUGUUGACCUUGAUGGUCAAAGGAGGGGAUGUGACUGAUUGCGUGACCAAGAGUACAAACGAUUGUUUGGGUUUAGAAAGGGACGAUUUUUGCCUGUAUCUAUCUUUAACAAUCGGCUCUUUUUAUACAUGAUUAUUAACGUUAGGGAUUUUUUUUUUAAAAUAAAAAAGGGGAGACAAAAUUUUGAGAGAUACCUUUUUUUUCCUUAAAUUUAUUUUUGAUAAAUUGUUAAAAGUUAUUUAAUUUUUAAUUUAUUAAUUUUUUUUUUUGUUAAUUUUUUUUUAUAUUUAAAAAGUAUAUAUUAUAUAUAUAUUUAUAUAUUUAUAAAAAUUUUAUAAAAAAAAAAAAAAUAACUAUGGUAGGAUGUAGCUCUCCCUUCCCAGGAGAGUUACAUAGAAAAUGGAGAUUCAAAAUUUUAAUUAAAUUAAAUAUAAACACUCAAAAUUCAAAAAAAAAAACAUUCAUUCUAAUCAAAGAAAAGUAUAAUAUCUUCUCCCAUUUAAACAUAACGCAAUCUAUUUUUAAAUUAUUUUUUUUCUAGCUCUUAGUAGGUUUAUGCAUUAACCUGGCUACAAAAAUUAGCGAUAAUCCAUCCAUCCCCCACUUAAAAAAUUAAAUAAUGCCGCAGUAGCAUUUCAAAAUGGGCUAGUAGGAGGUCUAGUCCAUAAAAUAAUUUGUUAUUCUAUAUUUAAACCUAUAUAUAUAUAUAUAUAUAUAUAUGUACACAUUUGUAUAUAUACAUAUACAUUUACAUAUAUUUUAAACGAAACAAUAAUUUUUAAAUUGUUAUUAUUAUCAAUUUUGUCUCCAGCAUCUUGUUCUAUGUUUACAUGCAUAUUCAUUUACACAUACUCAAUUUAUUAUGGGCAUUAUCAUAUAUUAUUUACACAAUUUUAAUUAAAAAUAACUGUCUGUGACUUAAAAGAUUGUGAUUCAUGUCAAUAGAAUAUUUUUUUGUAAUUUAUACACUACGCAAUAGUAUGUUAUAUGAUAUGGAUAUAUAUGUAAAUCCAUAUAUGUCUAUAUAUACACAUACACAGUUAAUUGUUAUGUUUAAAUUUAAUUAUAUUUAGAACAAGAACGCUCUGACAAAGCAACCCCAAGCUUUAUGAAGCGCUUAACCAAAGAUUCAUUAUACAUAGUUCGGUUACUGGGGGAAAUUAAAAAGAUAAAUUAUUGAUUUUACAUUUUUCUGUUAUUAAAAUGUUAAAACCACUAAUUAUUAUUAUUAACGCAACUUCAUGGGCAUUUAAAAUGUUAAAAAAAAAAACAGAUGAAUUGAGAGUUAAUUAUUAUUAUUAUUAUUAUUAUUAUUAUUAUUAUAUUAUUAUUAUUAUUAUUAUUAUUAUUAUUAUUAUUAUUAUUAUUAUUAUAUUAUUAUUAUUAUUAUUACAAUUAUUAUUAUAGAAUAGAUAUCUGUAGAUUUCUGGGCACAUUUCCUCUCAUAUUAAAAUUAUUGUUUUAAGUUUAUUAUUCAUUUUGUAAUUAAAAUACUUGAUAAAUCCAUACAAACAACCGUGUAUGUGUUAAUAUUGUUAACAAUCUUGUCGUUUAAUAGGUCAUGAAAUUUAAAACAGAAAUUGUAAUUAAAAUUAAAACGGCUGAUUGAUAUGAAAAACACAAUAUUUAUAUUAUCUCACUAAAGUGAAAACGGAGAUUUUAUUUACUACAGGAUAUCCACUAAUUCCCAAAAUAAUUAUAGGAUAUUACAAUACAAAACAUUUAAAAAGAAAAUAACAUUGGAUUAUUCAAUUUAAAUUUGUGUAUUUUACUAAAUUAAUAUAUACUCUAUUAUUAUAUUAAUUUGUUUUCAUAUGGACUUAAUUGUACUGUAUUUAACAAAAUCGAAAUUGCAACUAAUAAUACAAUUAACUUAUUAGUGCUCAUCUUUUUAGUUUUUAUUAUUAUAUUAUUGUUUAUUAUUAUUGUAUCUUGAGUGCUUCAUAUUUUUUUUUUUAUAGUUAAUCUGAUUUUUGGGCUUUAAUAUUAUUAUUAUUUUAUUUUAUUUCUUUAACAAAAAUAAUCACUAUAUAUUUUGUGACAUAACAGCUUAUACAAUUAUUAUUUUUGAUUUUUGUAAAUUUUAUGUUCAUUUUUAAAUCUUCUUAUUGUUUUAUUGAAAUUAAUUGAAAAAACUAUUUUUUGAAUUUUAUGUUUUAAUAUGUUGAUGAUGAUUAUACCCUUUAGUUAAUAAUUUAUCAAUCUAUAUUUGUCAUUUUCAGUUUAAUUUGUAAAAAAAAAGAAAUUAUCUCUUACUAAAGUAUAAUAAUUGUAUUUUUUUAAAAUCAUAAUUUGGAGGGUAACUGAACUUGAUUACAUACAUUUUUUUAAGGAAUCCGUAAAUUAAUAGGAAUCCAAUCAUAUUUAAAAAUAUUUUAUUAAUAUAUUAGAUUCAAGUCUGUUUAAAAGCAAACUAUAUAUAUAUAUAUAUAAAAAAUUAUCAAUCACUCAUAAGCCAUAAAUCAUUUAACACAAAAAUUAGCAUUAUAUAUAUUAUUAUUAUUGUAUGCUUUAUAAUUUAAAGAAAAUUACAUUUUUAUUUCAAAAGUUAUCAUAGAAUAGUUUGGUGAAAGGGUUAGUAGAAAAAAAUAAAUACAUAAAUAAUAAUAAUUAAAAUAUAAAAAAUAUAUAAUUUCCGUAAUACCACUGGUAGGUAAGCCGACUGUAAAAUAUUUAAUUAAGAAAAAAAAAACAUAAGACCGAGAAAGAGCUAAGUAAAUGCAGGGGAAAAAAAAUCACGACAGCCUCACCCGGACAGAACAGGAGUAUAUAUUAUUUUAAUAUUUUUUUAUUAAUUUUUUUUGGGGGGGAAAGGAGGGGAUGUUAGGCUAAGAUGCAGUUUUUUUCUAUAAUCUGUCCAUCAGCCGUUGUGCAUUUUUACCAAUGAAUCCAAUUUGUCGUUUGUAAUAGAAUUAUUAUAAUAUCUGUGUAUGCAGUCAGAACUAAGAUAAUUAUUUACGUAUGUUGCAUUUUGUAUUAAUUAUUAUUAUUAUAUAUAUGUGUCGGAGAUAUUAUUAUGUAUUCAGUUAUCUUGUUCUUGUUUAAUUUUUAACGAUGACGUUCCGCGCUGUUAAUUAGUUUUGUAUACAAACGUGCAUUUUAUUAAUACGUGUAUAAGUGUCCAGUGUAUUAUGUAUAGACGCUGUGUUACAGUCUCCUUUUUCUACCAUGGGAAAAAAAUUAAAUUAUUCUAGUUAUAAAAAAUAAAAAUAAAUAAAUUGAUUGUAUAUAU
This is a messenger RNA of Cinara cedri, 68428 nucleotides long. The record is from the annotation of a GenBank genome assembly. Lineage: Eukaryota; Metazoa; Arthropoda; Insecta; Hemiptera; Aphididae.